AUGACGUGCCGGUGGCGUCACGAGUCCGCCAUCAUGAGAGUUAGCGAUUAUCAUCGCUGCAGAUCCUCGCACAAUCCGGUCGUACUGGACGGCGCUGACUCGCGACAGGUGAGCUCUUUUUGUCCGUCGAUACGUCCCGCGUGUCGGUUUUAUCGUUUCGCGCGCCCAUAAAAUACUAUACGGACCGCCGCGGUGAUCGAUCUCCCGCCGGACACCCGCGUCUUCUCGGAAUAUGUCACCCCUCUCCCCACCCCCAAAAUACCACCCACACCCCCGUCGCCACGGUCGGAGUUUUCUCUCCGGUAAAAUAAUCGCGCCGUUUUCACGCGUCUCGUCCGGCUAUCGUUCUUGUCGCCCUUAUUACGGUUUUCCGAUGAAAUGACCGUCGUCGUUUUUUGAUUCGUGAAUUGCGCCUUACGCAUAUGCAUUGUGCUCGGGGUCGUGGAGCGUUUCGAAACACUCGUUAAACGAUUCGAUUGAAAUGGCCAAUUCGUUCUGAAGAGCGAAACGAACGUUUAUUAUAACGUAGUUUCUCUAUUCAUUCUUAAAAAUAUAAACGAUAAUAGACGGUUCCUAUUAUACUUUUUUUUUUUUUUUUUUACCACGUAGUACGACUUUUAACGAACCUCCUGUUUAUUUUGCAAUUAUUGCUGUUUAAUAUAACAAUUGUAUCCACAAAGUAACUGCUAAAUAAAAAUUACGUAAAAAACUCACAAAAUUAAAAUGUCUAUAAAUAACUCAAAAAUAACUUAAAUGUUUUGAACAUUUUACCAAGUCCAGAAAAAACGAACGAAAGUAAAUAUUUCAAGUCUCUACAAAUGUUUUUAACGAAAUUACGAUAAAGAAACAAAAUUGAACAUUAUAAAAUAAUUAUUUUCGUACAUUUAACUGUUCUUUCACGAUUUUUUUCGGCAAAAAAUCAAAAAACCAAUUUCAUACUCGCCAAUUAAAAACACAAAAAAAAAGAUCUCGUUUUUUAUCAGAGUAAUAUCUUUCGUAGAAAAUAUAAGUCGUACGAAUUUUCAAUAGCAAAAUUGCUUCCAAACAAUAUUAGCAAGUUAUAUUUUAAUGUUGUUCUACAACUUUUCAAAUAUUAUGGAAUUUGCGUCAUUUCUUUCCUAUUUUUUUAAAAAAAUUUCCAUAAGCCUUAAACUAUACUACGUUUAUAUUAUUUAAAUACGUUUUACGUGAUUUCUGCAAGUUCAAUUACCUACAUUAUGUAUUUAUUAGGUAAUGUAAUAUUUUAUAAAAUGUACUAAGUUGUAACAGUGGUGUGUCUAGCGGAUAUACCUGGUAGGCCCAGGCCUACGCUUUGUUUGAAUCAUUACAUAUUAGUAGCUAAGUUGGUUUUUUUUUUUAAAUCAUACCAUGAUUUAAUUGUCAAAGAAAGGUAAUUUGUUAUUAUGAUAAAACGAAAAAGUUGAAUGUAACGUAAUUAUAAUACUGCGUAUCGAGUAACGUCUAAAGGGAGUUUAAUUCGAAGUUAGUUAAAUAUCAUACAAAGAUUGACGAGUUUGAUAAGUUGAAUGUAGAAGACUUCAGUUUCCUACUCAACUAAAUUUAUUUAAAUUGGAAAAAAAAUAAUUUUUUACAAUAAAGGUUUUUUAUAAUACCUACCGUAUUUUUACUCGUGAAUCAGAUGUCUGUUUUACAGUACGGUAAACGAAAACCAAAUGUGUUUUCACGCGACAAUCGUGUAUCUGUAGGCGCAAAAUCCGUUUUUAAAAUACACGCGACCGACCGUAUUUCCCGCGGACCGCGGGUCGUCGUGCCGAUACGGUUUAUGUCUCUGCGGAUGUUGCCGGUUCCAAUUUGUCGGUACGUAUAUUCGUUACCUAUAUUUGUUUUACGUGUCGCUGCGCGGUUAUGAACACGAUGGCAAAAAUAAAAUACCGCAAAUCGUUCGUUAAAUAGGUCACAAACGAAACGGAUUUCGUUAUUUUCGCAUACGCGCGGUUAGCGGACGAUUAGAUUGCCGACGGAUUAAUAUGAGGAAGACACAGUUUAUGUAAUAUUAUUGACUCGACGGAUUAAAACACGCGGAAUUUUACGUAUCGGUAAGUAUAACUGGCGCGAUCGGGCAUUUUAGAGACCGUUUAGGUCCCCAUCUCUGUCUAGGACGUCGCGUUGCCUGCGGCAGUUCGGCAUCCGGUUUCCAUCACGGUAUUCGUCCGAGUAAUCCAACCGAUCUCCAUCAUGCAUGCUCGCAUUAUAUUAUACACUGUUCUUCCACUUUCUCGUUUAUCCCCCAAUGCCAUUUUUCUUCGGUCCGGGGUUUCUUUUCGGCCCUUUAUAUUUCCUGUUCUAAAAUUCAUUUUUUUCAAAGCCUCUCACAAUAAUUCGCACGUAUAUUGCCGGUCAAAAUAUGUGUGUAUUUUGUGCAACCGCCCGUCCUUUAAUAAUUCAGAACUGUCUGAGAUUAGCGCGAGCACUGUCCCGGGGACACAAUGAAAGAAUAACUAUUAUACGAUAGGUAUUAUGAUUCGUAUAUUAUUAUUUUGUCUCGUGCGAUGUGUUUCGGUGUACGACGUUUUUUUCUUUUUUUUUCCUAUACCGAAUCACGCGUGCUGUUUUUUAGCAAACGGGAAGUCGGUGGCAGUGCAGCCUACAAACAGUAACGCACGGUAGACACAGUCGAGAUUAUCCGCGACGUCCCGGAGGCAUUUUGAGCGUAUUUUAUUAUAUUAUAGUGCACAUAUUAUAUCAGUUGACAAGAUCACGUCGUAUAUACGCGGGCGAUCGAUUCUCGAAAAGACACUCAUUAUAUCUAGGAAAACGUUAACUUUGUUCGAAAUUUGUUUUAAUAAAACAUUUAAGAAACAAGUAACUCUAACAUUUUAAAUUGUCCUUAUUUUUCUCAUUCUAAUUUUUAGGGGUAAAACGAUUAUAUACUUUUGAUUUUAAAAUAGCAACCAUUCUAUAAACAGAUGAAGUGUUAAUUAAAAAAUAUUUAGUUUUUGGAAACUCGUUGACGAGAUAUUCCACAUAUAAAUUUUGGUUGGCGGCAAGGCACGCGGUAUUUUAAUAGCGUUCCAGUAACCUCCCCCUACGUAAACUUAAAAACUGAACAUCUCGUCAACAGAUUAACGGUAAUCUAACACUAAAACGUGUUUAAACUAAAACUUCAUUUAUUUAUGGAAUUUUUAACAUAGGUGGGUUCAUAUUUGAAAAUAUAAAAUAGGUAGUCGUUACACCCCCGAAAAUAAAGAUGACAAAACCGAGAACGAUUUUAGAAUUUACACGAUUUCAAAAAAAAUGUUUAAUAAUACAUUUUAGAUUCUGAGCGGAGCGAGCGAGGAAUGUAUUGGUUUUACAACGAUAUUUAUUAUUUUUUUUUUACCUGUGAACAACUUUUCUACCAGCAAUUUUGCUCCGAUUUUCAAUUAUAGCACUUUUUCUGAAAGGAAAUCUGACUAGGAGAAGAGGGUAGUUUCAUUUUUUAAUUUUCCCAGAAGUUUUCUCAUAAAUGGGGAAAACCGAGGAAAAACGUGGGAAAACGGGAAAUAGAUACAAUUUUAAACAAAUAUAAUUAAAGAAAAAAAAUAUAAUGAAUACUAUGUAAUUGUUUUAUAUCACAACAUGGCAUACUAUACAUUAUAUUGUUGACAAAACAACAUUUUUAACCGAACUCCGCUCAGAAUCGUUUUUCGGUAGCAAUAGUCAAUCGAUACGUUAAAUUUCCCCUGUACCAUCCUGACUUCUCACCUAUACCGCAGUAGCCCACCCUAUCGUGCGAGGUGUGUCUGUAUCUUUUUUUUUAUUUUACCUAUUGAAAAAAUAAGCGUAUCGCGGGAAAUUCGACACGACGUUUAUAAUUAACCACGUACAUACUCUAUAACGCAUACUACACAUAAUACGGUAUACCUGCGGACAACGAAUUCACAUUUAUACGUAGUUAGUGACAUGCCCAGGAAUUAUAAAUGGGAGGGGGUGUAGCAAAUACGAAUCAUGAAUAAAUCAUAAAUUUGUCUUCUCUACCCAAAUUGGCUGUGGUGAAUGGUAAUUAAAAAGCCGAAUCCUAAAAUUAGGCCAAUUUCUAAUUAAUAUGUCGAGUUUUUCCUCGUAACUCGGCUGAACUUUAUGGAUUUCGACAUUAGAUUACUCAUAUUUUUUUUUGUAAUUCAAACCAAUGUGGGGAGGGAUAUAACCCCUAAUCUCCCCCCCCCCCCGCGCACGCCACUGUACUUAGUCAUUUGUUCAAAUGAACCGUCGUCUCCGUCCGUGUCGCCGCGUGUCGUCGUCGUCGCGGCCAGCUCCCGUUUCGCCGCCGUUUCAUUUCGGUAAUUUCUCCCCGACGAACCGCGGAGCCCACACCCCCCCUCCGCCACCGCCUGUAUGCGUAUUAGCUGUGGGAACCCCCGCGCGCGGUACCUAUUCGCGGGUACGCCGCCGUUGAAUAAUUUACACGUCAAACACGUAUCCGCGGCGCGGCCGUCGUUCGCAUAUAAAAUAAUAAAGCGAUUAUUUCCGUGUUUUUACGUCGCAUUGAAUUCCGCUCCCGUACCCGCGAUAUCGGAGAAAGCGCGCGACAAUAAUAAUAAUAAUAAUAAUAAUAAUAAUAUAACCUAUGGGCGCCCAUAUCGACCCGGACCCGGGGCACGGAAUCCGUUGCCGCCGCAUUAUAAUAAUCCGCCGCGGCGGCGGCGUUGGUGGCAGCGGCGGCGGCGGCGGCGGCGACGACGACGGAGGCGACGGACGCGGUGGCGGAGGCGGAAAGGGCCGUCGUGCAGCGCGCGUAUUAUAGUCGUCGACGUCGGUCGUCGGUCGAUAGAAAACAUGUGUCCUUUUUUCCAUACUGACGAUUUCCGACUGUGCCGCGCCGACGGGCGCACACGCACACGCGACGGCCGCCGACACGCCGGGUCGGGGGGCCCGCAGCUGGUUAAUGUUUAUCUAAUAAUACACACCGGGGCGCACGAGAAAAUACGCGGCCCGCGAGGCGCUUUCUCCCCCCCCCCCCCCCAACUCCUCACACCCCCACCAGCCCGCGUGUCGCGCCUUUGGUCGAUAAUUCAGUGGCGGCCGGUCAAACGGUUCCGUCGCGCGCGUGCACGGGACGCGGCGGACGAGCGACUGAUUUUUCCGACAAACCGUUUUGAAUUCGCGUCGUUUUUUUUCAUUUUUUUUUUUUUUUCCGCGCCCCCGGCGCAACAACGGUUUCUUCUCCUCGCCAAAAACCGCGCCGGGUCGCUGCGAAUCUCCCGGGAUCGUCGCCGUUCUGGUCGCGGCCGAUCGAACGCAAUAGUACGGGCGGUUACGUAACACGCAGUCUAAUGUUUCACGGACGGGAGGGAAAUUUUCCCCUGGCCGACGGACCUGUACUAAUUAACGGACGUCGCGAGAGACAUCGCGAGACGGUUUAGAGUGGGAGGGAAACGAGAGCGUUUGGGCCGUAGACUUAUUGCCGUUGGACAACGCGUCACUGCACGUGACGACACUGGCCACCUCUAGAGGCCACGGAAACGAUAAGUGAAUGAGAAAAUACAUAAUUUGUGACGACGUAUUAUCUCUCUCACUCUGUGUCGCCUCGACGGCCGUCGGGCAGGGCCGCCACUGCGCGUGUAUUAUGGCGUAUCCGAUAAAAUAUUUUCCGAGUUAAUUAACGGACCCCCUUAUCAAAUCGCUCCCGAUUUGUUUAAUAAAAAAAAAAAAUGCAUUUACCGGUAACAGAAAUUUAUCUCUACGACCGUACGCGUAUACCAACUGCAGUCAUUGAAUUCUGUUCGGUCGCGUGAUGCGUACGCCUACGUGAAUCUAAUUUUACUUAUGAAAAAGUUUUUACAGACGUCUCGCACAUCAGCGUGUUUUUAUUGUUAGUGUUUAUUUAUUUUAUUAUUAUUUUUUUUUUCUUGUAUCGCCGGUUUAAAACGCAAGUACAUGCCAGAGUUACACGUUUUCACGGGGUUAUGAAUAAUAACAAAAAAUGUCAAAUCUCUUUCAAAGUUUCAACUUUUUUUUUUUUUUUUGUACACAUUACACCGUUGAAAUAUUAUUUUCAAUAAUAAAAAAAUAAAGUAAAAACAAAAUUAUUAAAAUGGUUAAUACUCGUGAAUAAAUAUAUAAAUAAAAAAUGUUUUUAUAAAAAUAUGACAAAUCAAUGAAUCAAUGCGUCGCCUGAAGUAUUAUGAUAAGUGUAUUAUACGAGUCGCGUUUUACAUUUUGACUGUGAUAUACCUGAUGAUGAAUUUUUGAUUCGAAACCGGUCGUAUAAUAUACUUAUCAUAAUACUCCAGGUGACGCAUUGAUUCAUUUAUUUAUUAUAUUUUUAUAUAUUAAUGUUUUAUUUCUAUAUUUAUUUACUUUAUAUAUUAUUUUCAUUUGACAAAACAUAUUUUAUCUAAUGCCGAGUUUCUAUCAAAAUACCGAAAUCGAUCGAUAUUAAGGAUAUCGGGUUUUUUCAAAACCGAUAUUUGACCCGAUACUUUGGAAAAAAUAUCUUACAUCUAAUGUCAUUUAAAUGUUUCCAGAAUACCGACAAAGCGUUAAAAAUCCAGUGUUCAACCGAUAUAUUGGUUGAUUUCAAUACCAAUUCGUGCUUUUCGAUUUUAAAUAUCAGAUCGAGUAUCAAGUUUUAUAUCGAUAGUAACUAUCGAAAUAUCGGGUAUCGGAAAAAAGUCAUAUCGGCUCACCACUAGUUUUACCUCUAAAGCUGAAAAUAGACUAUUCUCAUGUCACGUGAGCUCACGUGCUAUCCUACGUUAUCCUAUCGUGGGGAAAGAAAUGUACGAUAUAAAUCUAAAUAGUAUUUGAAUUUAUCAGAACCACACUAACGUCAUGUCAUUCAUGUCACAUCAUGAUGGCAUGUUUUUAUUCUAAAACAUUAUAUAAAUUGAUGACUUGACUGCUCCAAAAAUAGUAUAUUACGUACGUCGAAUUUCGAUUACUUCAAUGUUCUAAUGCUGUUAAUUUAAUAAGUUGUUACUGGUUAAAAUUAAAUGAAACUGAGUUAAAUUACAAGUAUAUAUCUUGAUAAAAAAAUGAAAAUAUUAAAAAAAUCAUUCGUAGCAACUAUAUAUUCUUCUUCAUAAAAUUAUUAAAAUUAAUAAUUGGUCCCUUUGACAUAAACUCAACCAGAGAGUCGUAAUCUUGAAAGUGGAAGUUGACUACUCAGUUGACUAGUCAAAGCUAUAUAGUAAUAUAGCUUUGAUAUGCCAAAUGCACAACUGUAAUAUCGGAUUUGCUGUUUAUGUCGUUUAUAAGUUAUAACAAUUUAAUAUUUAAACCGGAAGAGUAGGAAAUGUUAAUAAGCUUCAUAUCCAUUUUUAUAUGAUUAACUGAUAUGAGUACCUACCAACCUCUACUGUUCCGGCCGAAACCUAAAUAUUUUUAGAUUCCGAAAGAAGUGAGGAAUAUAUUGGUUUACAAUGAUGUUUAUUUUUUCUUUAUAUUAUUUCUUUUUUCUAUGUGAACAUAUUUUUUACCAGAAAGCUUAAUGUGAUUACCAAUUAUAAUACUUUUUCUAAAAGGAAAUGUUCUCUGAGUAGUACUUUGAAGACGUAAUUUUCUUAAAUUCCCAUUAAUAUUCGAGAUAAUGAAGAAAACCUGAUUUUUUAGGUUAAAAAAUUGUAUAAGAUUAAAAAUAAGGUUGACAUUGGCAACCAUAAUUAUUUAUUUUUUGUUAUUAUUAAGUUUUUAAUAUUUUUUAAACAAUCAUUGUUGUUAUCAUUUUACCAUAUAAUGACAUAUAUAUUGUUGAAAAUGCAAAACUAUCAACUUAAUUUCGCUCAGAGUCGUUUACCGUUACUUAUAGAUAUACAUUAAAUUCCCGUCUGCCUUCUACUUUCCCAAGUUAUCACCUGCAACAGUGGCUGCACCCACGUGCGUAGUAUUUCCGUCUUUUUUCAAAUUUCUAACUCAUUAAAAGUAAAUUCGAUAUUGGUGUUAUGCAUUCAAAAUUUAAAAAAAACGAUAUUAUCUUUUUGACUCAAGUUUAAAAUAGAGGGUCCUGUAUAAAACUCAAAAAUGCAUACCUACUGAUUUAAAGUAUAUGAAUAAAAAAAGGUUAGACAAUGGAGUCAGGUGCAGCCACUGGUAUAGGUGGGAAGUUGGAAUGGUAGGAUACAGACAGGAAUUUAAUGUAUAUCUGUAAGCAACGAUAAACCAUUGCUAACGAAAAAAUAAUUCUGAGCGGAGUUCAAUUGAUAAUGAUGCUUUGUCAAAUAUAUAUAUAUGCCAUAUUAUAUUAAAAUAAUUAAAUAGGCUCUAUAUAUUUUCUUUAAUAAUAUUUGUUUAAUGUUGUUCGAUUUUCUCGGUUUUCUAACGUUUUUCCCGGUUUUCCCAUGUUUUUCUCAGUUUUUCAAAUUUUCUGAGAAAACACCGGAGAAAAUCCAAAAAUAACCUCUCUAAGGUACCUCCCCAUACCGAACCUAACCUUUUAGUCACUACAUGUAAAAAUCAAAGUAAGUCUUCUGGUAGAAAAGUUGUCCACAGAAAAAAAAAAUAAACAUCUUUGUAAAAUCAUAAGCUUCUUCUCUCUACUCGAAAUCUAAAAAUUGAAAAUCGUGUUAAAAUAAAACUUAAACGAUUCUAUGAUUGAAAAACCAAAAUUCGCGAAUUCACUUAAAAUAUUCAGAGAAAAUCGCUGGUUUAAGAUAUAUGAAUAACCCUGUAUAGUGUAUAUUAUAUUGGUUAAUUUUUGAUAAGAGACGAUCGAGAAAUAUUAUAUCUCCUCUUGCUCAAUAUAUUUCUAACAAUUGUUUAGUAUGGGGUGGAUAGGUAAAGGUACUUCUGAAGCAGGUCUGUCUAGUAUAACGAACAAAUUUAGAAUUAUGAUCAUAAAUUUAUAUUAUUAUACAGAUGUUAUAAUGCAAACACACUAUGAACAUAUUUAAUUUCGAAACUGUAUUUAUAAUUUUACUUAAUAUUAUAAAAUACUAGUUAAAAAGUUCAUUAAAAAAAAAAUUAUAAUAAAAAAAUGUAAUUAAAAAACAAGCUUUUACGGCAGUUUUGCUGAGCGAAGUUGUAUAUAUAGUCGAUUAUUGUUAAUAUGGCGCUGCAUUUGUGUAACGUAAUAAAUAAACAAUAACGCACUGUAAAUGACAUUCUAUGAAAAAGUAUAACAUUAUUAAAACUUUUUUUUAUGAUUAUUAUUAUUUUGUUAAACGUUAUCAAAAGCAUUUAAUUUCCGUAGGUACGUAUGUGCCAUAAAUGUGUACGCAGGUAUACGGUAUGUACACGUCGCUUUGUUAUUACACAUUUCUAAAAUAGGUUUCGUCUGGAGUUGACAUAUUAUUAUGCUUUAUUCGUGUAUAUUAUGUUAAUUGGAUUUUCACUUGAUAGAAAUAUUAUUAUGUUGUGGUCUAGAUGUGCUGCUUUGAUCUUUUACCUGACAUCUAUAAACACGAUGCAUACCUGAGUACUGAAACAGUUGACCUCCGAAAUAAUAAUAAAUACAAUUCUUUAUUCGUUGACGAACAGGUAGAACUAACUUAUACGUUGUAUUUAAUUCCGUCGAAAAAAAUAUAACACAGUGAAAAGCUGAGUUUAAUUUAAUUUUUUUUUUUCGAUUUUAAAUACUUACGAAUAUUACCGUGAUAUAUUACCGUCUCGUAAAUGUGAUAAUUCUUUAUGACAAAUUGACUCGGUCGUUGCAUUUUAUUGAUCUUAUGUUGGCUUAAAUGUAUUGCGUGUAAAACGGCCGUCAAUCCUAGUUUAUUUUAUUUUACGCCUUUGCCAUAAACUAAUGAGAACGAAAAAUAUUAUAUUCAAUAUAAUGUAAAUUUACCUAUAUUUGAUGUCUUAAAACCGCAAAUUCUCCCGAUUCUAUCUAGCUGUUGCAAUAUUUUCGGUCUGAUAAUAUAAUCUAACCGUACAGUCUUGUUCUACGAAUUACAGAUCUUUUUUAAUUUUAAAAUGUGUGCUUUUACUCUAAAACCAAAAUUAAAUGAAUUCUACUCUGUCUAUGCGGAUUUCUUACUAUAUUUGCGUAAAGAUAUUUUUGCUUUAUUCCCUAAGGUAUUGCUAAUAAAACAUUAUGUGUAUAUUAUUUCAGCCAAUGGAACCGAAAAUUAUAAAAGAAGAAACGAUCGAACGCGAUUGCGGUAUUCUAGACGAAUCCAUCACUAUAAACAACAAUAAUAUCAAGGAAUCUGCAUUCAGAAUACACACUCGUAAGUAUAUACUUUUAAAUUCACUUUAAAUCGAUAUAACUCUCGAUUUCGACAGUAUAGUUAUUGACAUUAACUAUAUUAAUAGGUAUUGAUAUUUUAAAAUUAUUAUUUAUUGGAAAAAAAUUGAACUACGCUAUUAAGUAAUAGUAAAUAGUAAUAGUAUACGCCAGAUGCAAUAAUUUAUAUAUUUACAUGCUUUAUUUAAAAAUGAUACUUAUAUCUCUUUUCAAGUCGAUAAAUUCGUAAUCUAUACUUACAACCUACCUAUUAGGUAACAUUUUUUAGAAUCUGAGCAAAGUAGUAAAACCAUACUCAGUAGCAAUACUCACUUUGUUCAGAAUCUAAAAAUAAGGACAGAAUAUAAUAUAAUGGCUAUGCAUUUUUAAAAUAUCCAGUCAACUACAUUUACAAUAUUUGCUAUUUUGGAUAUUUUAAAUAAAACACAUACAUUUAAAUUGUUUAGGAUUUUACACAUAAUCACACUAUAUUAUACUAGGUUCCACUAGGUAUACCUAAUCCUUCCAAAAUUGUACAUGGAAUUAUAGUUUAUAGUACAAAAUACGUUUAGAAACCAGGAAUUAUACACGCUCGCUUAUUGCUAUCGUAAUUUAUACACCUACGUCGUCCUGCGUAUUUUAAGUUCUAAUUUUAAUGGAAAUAAUAAAAAUAACGUCAUUUUGCGAAAUAUUUUUCGAUUUAUGUGAUUAUAAUUGUUUGGUCAAACCAAAAAUGUUGAACAUUUAAUACGAGGUUCUUCAGAAGUUGUAAUCGAAGGUAAAAAAAAGUUGAGUGUAGUGUAGUAGGUUUUUUUAUAGACAUUUUUUAAAUAAAAAAUUUGACAAAAAUCAUAAAAAUCAAGAUAUUUCAAACAAAAUGUUAACCGAAAUUCGCUCAGAAUUAUAUUUUUGAUAUAUGCAUUGUAUAAUUAUAGAUAUAAGUGUAUGAUUUUAUAAUUUUUAUAAUUUAGUAACACUUGUAUAGAGUGUGCCAUUAGGCAUUAAGAACGCUGAAUUUAAAUUGCCCGGUAUUUUUCGUUUUGUGUGUUGGCUGAUCUGUUACCAUUAUCAUCUAUAAACUUUCGCAAUGAAACGCUGUGAAGGUUUUAUCGAUUUAUUUUUGUUUUAUUGAUUUAUUUUUAUUGUUUCUAACUUUUUGUUUGUAACUAUGGUACGACUAACUAUUCAAGAACGCGUUUUGGUUGUUAAGAAUUUUUAUCGCCAUAAUGAAAGUUAUGCCGAAACAGUGCACCAUCUGAGACGGAUCGUGGGUCGAAGUGAGGCUCCUAAUGAGUCAACAGUCGAUUGAUUGUUAGUCAAAUUCAAUGAAACUAAACUAAACCAAAACGCGUUCUUGAAUAGUUAGUCGCACCAUGGUUACAAACAAAAGGUUAUAAACAAUAAAAAUAAAUCAAUAAAACAAAAUUAAUCGAUAAAACCUUCACAGCGUUUCAUUUCGGAGAGUUUAUAGAUAAUAAUGAUAAGAAAAACAUUUCAGCCAACACAUAAAACAAGAAAUACAGGGCAAUUUGUGUCCGGCGUUCUUAAUGGGACGGGGGUACAAGGACACUCUACAUUAAUUACUUUAAAUAAUACGUAUGAUUAUAUAACCUAUUAUAACUGUUCUAAAUGAAUAUAUAUAUAAGUAGUAUUUGAAAUUUAGUAAUUGGUUAUUAUAUUCUAUAUUCGCUUGCGAAAUCUCUAGAAAAUGUUCCGUUUAAUAAUGCGUUUAUAAUACAAUAAAAUACCUAUCGAUUAUGUUAUUGCUAUUUUUCCGCCCUACAUCACUGUGAUAUUUUUUUUCUGAUGUUGAAUUUUCGCUUAAACCGUUCAUAAUAAAAUUAAAAUCUAAUUAUAGAGGUACUUACAACUUCACAUAUAAUUAUUUUAAAUCAUAGCAUAUAAUAAUAUAUACAUUAUAUGUGCUUUUAGAUUUUGAGCGGAGCAAGAAAUUUAUUAGUUUUACUAAGACGUUUUUUAUUUGAUGUAUGUGUAAACAACUUUUCUAUCAGAAAUCUUGCUCCAAUCAAAAACUUUAUAGAAACUUUUUUGUGCAUUAAAGAAGUUAAUUUUUAUUUUCCUUAAUAGUUUACAAAAUGGAAAAAACUGACAAUUUUGUGUAUAAUUUUGCUGGUUUCUGAGUAACCUUGUGUCGUUUUUUUUUCACUCGUUACAGUGAAAAAAUAUGACUUAAAGCACUCUUCUCAGAAUCGUUUUUCGUAAGGUUAGGUCGUGUAUUUUAUUGUGCGCAAUAGUUUAUCGUUGCGUACAUAAUAUAGAAAUAAAAUAGAAUUAAUCUAUAUACCCUCCUUUCCAACUUCCCUCCUAUAACAGUGGCACACCCAUUAGUCGUAUCGGCUAAUUUUUUUUUUAAAUUUACUUAUUUUCUAUUGUAUUUUUGCUUAAUAUCGCGUUUAUACACUUCUGGUGGUACACACUGGUAUAUAUUGAUGGUAAUCACUGUAAACUUAAUUGAUAUUGAACUUUUUUUUCUAAGUGGGUUUUAUAAUCGUUUAUAAUAUAGUCUAGUAGGUACCUAUUUUGAAUUUUAAUUAACGAAAACAUUAAUUAAAACUGAUGCAAAUUAUCAUAUGCGGUUCGAUUACUAUAAUAUUAAAAUAUAUUAUUAUACUCUGCAUUUAUUGUUUUUGACAUAGCGUCGUUAUAUUUUAUUAAUUAUUGAGUUUUAAUUUAUUUAAAUUGACAAAUACCAAAAUAACUAUGGGGAUUUCAAUUAGAAAAAAAAAAUAAUAAAUGCCUGUUAGGCGGAAUAUAUUGAUAAGCAAUAUAUAGGUAUAGGUACCAUAGAAAUAUUAUACAAACACCGCAUUGAUUGAUCGAAGGUUUCAAUUACUCCUGCGCACGAUUGGCUAUCGUGUAAAUAACCGUGUUCUUUCAGUAUAAUGCAGAUAUUAUUUUAUUAUUUUAUAAAAUAAAAGCUGCACACAUGUUGGCUUUUAAAAUUUUUAGAUGAAAUUUUUAAAUUCUCAGGAAUAAAAUAAAUGUUCGCAUAAUUUGAUCGGUACCUAAAUUACUAUAAUUGACGCGAAGGGUUUUAUUGCGUUUCGAAUAUUAUAUAUACGAGUAUGCGUGUGGCAAAGUGCAAUUAAAUUAUAACACACUGAUAAAUUAAUAUAAUUGUCGUAAAAUUCGUUUGGGGGAGGGGGAGAAUGCUCUAAAUGAACGCGUAUACUGCAGAAUGGCAUACACUGUCAUUAUUAUGCUGCUAUCGGCGUUUUAUUUUAUAUAAAAUCGUAAUUGAUAGUCUCUGUGAUCUCUAAAUCUUAGUCCAUACGAUGAUAGUUGCUAUCGAGAUAGUCGCAAAAUUCACUAUAAUAUGACGGUGACUACCAUAAAGAACGUCGUAAGAACAGGGCGUUAAUAAUUAUUAAACGAUCGUGAUAGCUAAUAGCUACUAUGACCCUAUCACGCAUGCAUGAUAAUUUAUAACUCCUAUUUUUGAAAUCGAUAGUAAAUGUGUCCAUGGUGCCGUUCCGUUUUACUGUCGUAACUAUCGUUAUGCGCACUUAAAUUUCGAGAUAAUAUUGAAAAGUAUACCCACCGAACAAGCAUUUUACGUUUUUAUAAGAAAAAACAGUGUGAAAAUUAAGUGUCAAGUUUUGUUAUAAGAAAAAUAAAAUAAUGAUAAUAAACAAAAUAUUAUAUUAUAAGGGAAAUUGAAGCGGGCACGUCUGUUACACGCGCAUACGCAUACCCCCUGCCCGCCGACACCUGCGAUUGACGUUCUUUAGUAAAAUAUGGCGCCAUUCUUGGUCUCCUUCCAAUAACUUUCGCGCCACCACCUCUCUCUCGCAUUUAUUAAAACCCAAAAUUUAUUAUAAUGUUCGGCCGAUUGUAAACCCUUUUUUUUCCCCUUAUAACCAGGCGUCUAGUAUAUACACCACCUCCUCCGCCACGUCACCGUCGUCACCGUCAUACGCCACCUCCGCCGCCGUCGUUUCACGUGCCAAAUAUGAUUUAUUUGAAAUCCAUAAAGGCUUACGCCCCCGCUAAUCUCCGCCUACACCUACACUGUGUAGGUAGUGGCAGUGGCGGCUCGUGAACCUUGUAAGUGGUGAGGCAAAUGUUUUAAAAAUUAAGACGGAAUGGGAUAUUAAUGUAAUAAUAAAUACACGGAGGGACAAAUAUAAUAUUAACAGAAAUAUAAAACUAGAUGCCAUUAGAGUUAUUAAUUGUUAAUUUUAGGCUUUAUUUAUUAAUAUUUUUUUUUUUUUGAAAAUUUAAUAUAAAUAUUAUUCUGAUACCAAUGAAUAGGUACUGUAUUUUGAACGAACUCUAUUUUAAAUAUUGAAAGAUGGCAUUUAUACAAAACCAAGUAUAUUUUUUAUAAAAUUGAAAAUAAUGCCUAAUUUACCUUUUCUGGUGAACUUCCAAUAUAUUCCACUUAGUGGUGGAUGACGACGAAAAGUGGCACGUACUAGGCUAUAUAGUGAGUGGUACUAUGAUAUCAGUAGUGGCGAUCUCAGUGGUAGCCGACAGUAACGCUACAGCAUCGGUAAGAGCGGUAAAGAAAAAGAGAUAAUACUACUGCUGACGGGUGUUCCACUGUUGUAGGUGAGAAGUUGGGAAUAUAAGAUAUAUAAAAAUCUCUGAUUAAUAUCUGUACGUAACGAUCAAACGAUGCUAACAAAAACCAAAAAUAUCACGAUUUUUACAAUUUUCGUCAAAAUUUUAUCGUGAAACGCUUAUGAAAAAAACUACAACAUUAGGCGGUUUUUUUUUUACCACCAAUUAAAACUUAAAAUAAAUAUAAUAUAACUAAUAAAACUUAUAAUAAACUUAAAACCCUCGUGUUAAAUUUCCAAAAAUGUCUGUCUGGCCACGACAAUUUUAUUUACAUAAAUCUAAAAAAAAAAAAAAAAAUGUAAAAUGUCUAAAAAAGGCAAAUAUUGCGAAUUUCAAUUCUCGACGAAUAUUACUUACUUAACUUAUACUUUAUUUUUCUAUAUUAACACAGUCGGAAGAGUAUACUCAGACCAGACCCUUCUGUUUCACAGCGUGUUUCACGAAAAUACGCCGUUGCGAUAUCUCGGAAAGUAUUAACUUCUUUCGGAAGUUUUAUUUUUAUUUUUUAUUUAACAACUUAAAAAACCAGCCGCUUUAAAAUGUUACAUUAUUUUGAUUUCUUGUCGCCCCUGAAGAAACGUUACCGUGUAAUUGUGAUUUUCGAAUAACAAAAAAACGAAAAUUCCGAAAAAAGUUGUUGUACACUCCGAGAGACCGCAACGGGUGUGCUAUCUGUCGCGAGACGCCCUGUAGGUAUACGCAGUUCCAAAGCCGGCGUCUUCUGUUCGUACCGUUCGCGAUCUCGACGGUGUCACGCCGCAAUACGGUCGAGUGGUGUCUCGUCCGAUGACACUUCGAGAGUGCCGCGCGCCCGUGCAGUUUCGCGAGAGCUAACGCGACUCUCCGGGAACGCGUUGUUUUCGGUUAGGUGCAUGGGGAACUCGCGGCGGGCAAUCGUUUACCGCUCGCGGGCAACAAUUUUAAUUAAUUAAAGUUUUACACAAUGACGGGCCGCUGCCGGUCGUUAUUCGAGAGAGUUCCGUAAUAACGCGCCGGUUAGGAGGUAGGCGUAUUCGUGUUGUACUAUUGUUAUAAUUGCACGCCGAUCGAUUAUUAUUAUUAAUUAUUACGCGUGCCGGUCGACAAACGUACAAUAUAAUAUAAUAUAAUUACGCGAAAAAAAACAAUAAAAAAUAUUUAAAAUAAUUAACCGGUCCCGCGCGGGAAUAAAUGUUAAACGUUCGGCGUGCGCGCGUCGCGAUCGUCGCGCCGCGGUGUUUUCCUCCGCCAGUCCCGCGCGCGGGGAGGGGGGAGGGGAAACGCGGCACGCGCGCAUUAGCCGGUCGGCGGACGGGGGGAGGGAGGGGGGGGGGGGUAAGCUGUUCGGCGCGGCGGACGCGGGGCGCGGAAUACGGCGGCGGCUGGCCGAACGCCAGAGGGUCUGCCGCUUGGCGAAUAAUCAAUUCGCUAUUUAGAUGACACUCGACAAACCGUCGAGUUCCAAAAUAUUAAAUACAUACACUGCGCCGCCCAGCUCCGCCGACCCGUUUCCCCGUCCGCCGCCGCCGCCGCCGCCACCGCGACCGCACGGCGACGGCUUUAUACCUACCCCGCGGUCGCAUUUCCCGCCGCCGCCCCGCCGCCGUCACUCCGCCGAGACGUGUUUAAUCUUGAUAGAUGACUAUACGAUAUUUAUAUACGUAUACAUAUUCGCCGUAUACGUCACGUACACGUACAAAUAUAUUAUACUAAUAUGUCGCACCCCGGUAUAACGUAUUUCGCGGGCCAGAGUGUCUCCUUGUGUUUUAUUUAUUUAAUUUUGUUUUUUUUUUUUUUCGUAAAUUCCGCCGGGCACGCGGUGUUCAGCGCGCGCGGAUAUGGAAUGCGCGGCGGUCACCGGGCGCGCAGGGCUGAAUCAAGGGGGAGGGGGCGCUUAGGAGGCUACCCCGGGGUCGCGAGUACAAGAGAGCCGCAAGGCCGCACGAUGUGUGUUUGUUUGUUUUUUUUUUUUUUUUUUCAUUACUUUUUAUCUUUUUUCGCUUAUCGGCCCCGGGCCCCGAUAACCAUCAAUCCCACCCUGCAGACGUGUCUGCGAGAUAAGGGCUCGAGGUCAAGCGUUAAAUUGAUUGUGUAGUUUAAAACGUUUUCCACGGGCAAUUCCCGGCCCCCGUUCCCGAAAUCGGUUUCCGUGUAUUUCGUAGUGGUAUAGUGAUGGAGGGUGUAUACAAGCUGUCCCACGAAGAUAUACCCCUUGAAUAAAGAUAAUCAAAUUUUGAUCCUCUUUGUAUUAUUCACAAGUAUGAGAACUAUAAAUAUUUAUUUUUGAAUUCAUUUUAUCUAGAGAAUAACCUAAUCGCGUUACCCGAUAACAUCGGUUUUCACGCGGAUUAGUAGAAUUUAAAACGGUUGUUACUUAGAAACUAUUCAUCGGAUAUAAAUGUGUACAACACAUUCAAAUUUCAGAAAAUAAACUCUACAAAAUGACUAUCUUAAAAUUUUCCGAAAAUAAUAAAAAUAAAAAUUUGUAGUCCUCAUCCCUGUGAGUAAUAUAAAAAAAAAAAAUCGAAAUUUGAUUAUUUUUAUUUUCUCCGGAGAUAUUCAAAGGGUAUAUCUUCAUAGGACAGCCUGCAUAUUUGGAACCGAGUGAUUCGCGUAAAACACGGGCGGGUUGUGGAUGCCUGGGUGUUCAGAAAUGUAACAAAAAUUUGAUAAAUUUCAAUAAUGACUCCCAAGAAAACUCGGUUUUCAUCGCUGAUUUGUAGAUUUCGGGGUAUUUUUGGGUAGGGUUGGGUGGAAAUUAAAUCGACGAUUCGAGGUGAAAAUACUUUGCGCCACCACCCUUUAUGCGGUUCACGCAAACGGUCGUGUUUUCGAAAAUUCGUCUAUCAGAAAGAUUAUACAUAUCAUAUUCAACACUGCCGACAAACGAAAAUAAUACAACCCGCGGUUAUUCGUAAAUUGAAUAAAAUUUUAAAAAAAAAUCGCUAAAAUAAACUUUUUUAAUUGCGAUGUUUAAUGCGGAUUUCAGUAUACCUAUCCAAUAAAUCACUCUAUAUUAGAAAACAAAUUGUUGGGCAUACUAGAAAUAUUUGGAUAUAGGGUAAUUUAUAAUAAUUUGGAAAGCGGUAUAAUAUGAAUAUACAAAUAACUAUAGGUACCUUCACAAUUACCACCUACAACAGUGGCCCACGCAUUGUGAAAUGUACGUUCGGCUUGUUCCAUAUUAUGUAUUUAUUUUAGUAAAAUGUAUUAUUAUACAUUCGACUACCUGUAUCGGCAUUUUUACAAUUCAUUUAUUUUUUUUGUACCAUUAAUACUAAUACAAUAGUCAUUCAGAAAUAAUACCUAAUUAAUCUAAUUUUUAUUCCAUCAUUAACAAAAUUGUAUCAAUAACGUAAAUAACUAGAUAGAGUUAACAUAAUUUAAAAAUACUUUGUAAAAAAAAAAAAAAAUGAUGAUCUAGUUUUUGAACAAUUAAUUUUUUUUUUCAUUUGUACAUUCCGUGAUUUAUAAAGCCAUUUUUAGCAUACCAUAGUGUAAUAAUAAAUUACACGCAUAUUUCAUUAGUUAAAAUGUUUGUUUGAUCAGUCAAGCGAUAUUAAUUAUUACAUUCGCCAGUGUCAUGGUAAAAUGAUUAGUCAUUACCUAUAUUAAUAUUUUUAACGGACGAAAUAAUAUUGUUGGACUAAGCGCAAGUUUUUUUUUUUUUUUUUUUUACUGGGACCAACUGAAGGGUUUUAGCUCUUUAUUGUAACUGAUUUUUCAAGAGAGAAAAAUUAAUUUUUCUGGUACUAGAAAGUUCAAAAACCGUUGCACUUAUUCCAUUUAAAUAUCUACUUAUAAAAACUAUUAUGUAUAGAGACAGUUAUUCAUUGGACAAAUAUUAAUAUUAUUACUCGUAUAAUACUAACGCUUCAGUACAUUUUUAUUGGUUAUUCAAAAAAUAGACAGGUUUUAUCAAAAAUGUGUUUCACAACCAAUCUAUUCUGCAUUGUAGGUAAAAUAUUAGAAAUACAAAUCAAUUGAUCAAUAUUUAAAAAUCGUAAUAAAUUAUUUCUUAUGAUUUUUUUCCCCGCCUUUUUUUCAUCAAUCCAAAAACUUAUGUCGAUAGUGGUGAACGUAUAAUGUACGCGAUAAUUCAGAAUUGGACGAAUAAUUGAGAUGUAUAUUGUAUAGUUUUGCUCCUGUAUAACUCUAUAGGUUAUAUUAAUCGAAUUUGUACAGUUGUUACAUCUGCCUAUACACAUUUUUACUUUAACUAUAUUGUUUUAACUACAAUGAUUUAAAAUAUAUUUUAACUGUAAUUUUGCAAUAAACGAUGGCAGCAGUGGGGGAAGUAUUGUAAAAACAGAUCCCCUACUGUUGUCGAUUUAAACAUGAAAAAAAAGCUGAUACUAGGGACGGAUGUGCCACUGUUGUAGAUGAAUGUUUGGGAAGGUAGAAUACAUACAAUUAUUUAAUUUAUAUCUGUAAGCAACGACAAACCAUUGCUAAAAAAAAUGACUCUGAGCAAAGUUCGGUUAUACAUGUUUUUUAAAAGUCGUAAUAGUUACGCUUUCCGUCAAAAUUUAAUAUUAAACUCUAAUAAAAUAAUACUACAAUCAAAUUUUUUUUAUUUUGACCACUGAGUACAUUUCAUAAUGAACUUCCUGUUAAAUGUUCAAGUAGUUUUGUUUUGUCAGGAAAUUUUAUCCUCAAAGUACCUACCAAAAAAAAAUUAGGUAAAAAACUCGCAAAUAUAAUAUGCCUUAAAUGAAUAACUUAGAAAAAACCAAAAGAUGAAAAAAACGUAAAAAGAAAGGGAAAAUUUACGAAAAUAACACUUUUUUAUUUUCAAUUAUGUUUUAUUGUUGUAAUUCAGCUAAAGUUCACCCAAGAUUACUUUACCAUACCAAUCCAUUAAUCUCUAGUCAACACACGAAUACUAUUCCAGGUAAUCCCACACUCGUCUUAAAAGACGUUAGUAUCGUGAUCUUUUAAAUUGAAUAGUCGUCAAUGUCCGAGGUUUUAGCUUGAUAUCUCUCUUUUAGGGUCCUAUUACUGGAUAGCUUCCCAACUCCUAGGUCCAAGAUUUUUCUCUUUUAUUCUGAUCCCAUAGGCUUUGUGUUCAAUGUACAUAUUGUAAAUGUAUGUUUUAAAUUUUUAGUGGAGCCAGGAAUGUAUUGGUUUUACAAUGAUGUAUAUUUUUUGUUUUUUAUGUGAACUACACAUUACUGUAAUCAUUUCACCAUAAUAUGACAUAGGUAUAUAUUGUUGACAAAGCAACACUAUCAACUGAACUCCGCUCAGAAUCGUUUUUCGUUAGCAAUGAUUUAUCGUUGCUUAUACAGAUAUACGUUAGACAUAUACAUAGACAUUUUAAUUUUGCGUAAUUUUUAUUUAGUAGGCGCUCUGUGGAUAAAAUUGUUUGACUAAAUAGAAAUGCUUGAAAAUUUAACCGAAGAUUAAUUAUAAGUUGUACUUAAAGGUCAACUAGAAAAAGUUGAGUUUAAUAAAGUUCUGUUUUACGAAAAUCAUAAAUAUUACGGCCUUUCAAAACAUGUGUAAUCGAACUUUACUCUGAUUUGUUUUUCGUUAGCAAUGGUUUAUCGUUUCGUGCAGAUAUAAAUAAAAUAACUUUAUGUAUCCUAACAUCCCAACUUCCUACCUACAACAGUAGCACACCCAUCCCCAGUAUCAGCUCUUUUUUUAAAUUCAAUUACAGUAUGAAUAUAUGCAGUGCCGUGUCUAGCACAAUGAGCAUCUGGUACCAGAAAAAAUUACCGAGAAGCAAAAAACUAAAGCUUUAAGGAUAAACUUUAAGAAAUUAAAGAAUUUUCAAAGGCAAGCCACAGAAAGUGAGCACCUUUCGCACUUUCUUGGACACGGCCCUGAAUAUAAGUAAUUAUUGACAAUAGUAUUAAAAGAAAUCGGAAAUUGCGUAACGCAAGAUAUUAAAAUCGAUAUAUUUUAUAUAGACAGAAAAAAAGAAAAAAACUUUGACUAGAAAAAUAUAAACUAAUAGUUUAUUAGUGUAAAAUCUGAUUUCAUCAAAAGUAAAAAAAUUUAGUCGUAUGAAUGUAUAAAUAAAGUAAGCGAACGAUUUGGAUUUGUAUCUAUAUUCAAUACUGUCAUUCUUUAUCAAUAUUUAUAAUACUUGAAAUACAAGAAAUUUUCUUUUUUAAUCUAAAGACAAAACGACAAACUUCAAAGUGGAAUAUCUCGUAAAUUAAAAAUGUCAACACCAUCGUUUAUUUAAACUAAAACUUGAUUUAUUUGCCGGUUUCGAAUAUAUAGGUUGCUAUUUGGUCUAAAUGAAAAGUGGGUUCUCCUCGAAAAACAAGGGUAACGAAAAAUAACGGAAAUGUUAUAGAAAGUUAUGUUAUUAAUAGAGCCGCUAGUUUUUUAAAUCGUCUAUACAAAACAAAUUUCGAAAAUAAAGUGAAUAGAUUCCGAGACUAUGAGCGUUUUACGUUAUCGCCCUGUACGUUGUAUUAUAUUAUGGGGAGAAUAAUGUAAUGUGAUUAAUGUUGAAGGAUGUGAUGGAAACGGCGGUUCAGAGGAGGGGACGGCCAGGGAUUUUGCGCUCGCAUCGGGGCGGGUACAUGUGUACGAGAUUAUUUUGGCGAUGUGACGGCCGAGCUCAGGUGCACGUUAACGGUAUCGGUCGGCCGGUCACAGUUUAACUUUAACUUCCCAGAUGCACCCGAUUUUUACCGAGGAAUCGAUUAGGAACUUCUGUUGCGCGGUAAUGUUGCACCGAACGUAUUAUUAUUACUACACUUAUAUUAAUAUUAUACACGUAUAGAGCAGUGUGUUGCCGCCGCCGUAUUUAUAUCCCGGAUAACGGUAAAACGUAAUAAAUUAAAGGUCGUAAAGCCGGCGGCGGCGGCGGAAUACGCUAAUUUUGCGAUGUAGACGAGAUCUCCAAGUCGUCGCGGAACAACAGCUGCGACGAUUUAUUUUUACACCCUGGUGAAAUACCGCGGGCUAUUAUAAUAGCUAUCGCGCACAGAGUUGUGUAGGCAGUUCGUCGAUAUUAUACAAUAUUUACAUACCAAUUAGAUAAUGUACAGUGUCUGUACGGUGCUGUGUAUACUGCUUUGUAUACCGCGGCCAUAUAGGUAUACUGUUAUCGGUACCGUCAAGGGACGGAUCCAGAACAAGACGACGACUGGAGAAUGGUCACUCGAGUUAAUUUUUUUUUUUCAUCGACUUAAAUACCCACUCUUCUAAGCACGUUUUGUGUUAGUUAAUAAAAAAAUUAAUUUAAUUUUCUUGCGCAAUAAAAAAUAUUAUAAUUACCCGUUUCGUCUUUUUUCCAGGGUUGCUCUUUAUCAUUCCAAUCAGGGUACAUUUGACAACCUACUUCGACCCGACUUUUUUUUUUUUUUUUUGUAUAUUUGCGUUCGUAUAAUCUUUGUAACCAAUUUCCCACAAAGCACUUUGUGCGUGUACGGCUUGUAUUAAUUUAUCUGUGUCCAUUAUUAUUUUAUACUCGAAAAACGAUUUGAAAAAAUAAAAAAAUGUACGUAACCUGGGAUUUUGGAUUCAAGCGAAAUGCGUUGAAAAUGGAAUAAUGUAACCGCCGUCAUUAAAAACAUGUGUUUCAAAAUAAACAAAAAAAACGUUGUCCGAUAUCCGUUAUCGGUGUUGCGCUGCGAACCGGACAGCGUGGCCGUUUAUAUUCAUAUCAACGCGUUUCGUUUUUAUCGGCUAACAGAUCCCCGUUGUCACCGGUGAAAACGUAUAGUGUUGUCCGGGCCUAAGGCACGCAUUUACGGUGCAAACGAGCUCAGAGCGUAUCGGGGUCUUAGGACUCGGGAGUGUAUUCGUUAAGUAUUUAUUAUAUUGUAUUGUGUUUGUAAAGUUAAUGGUAAGAAACGGUCCAGCAACGUUUAAUGGGCAGACGAAAAACGAAUUUAACGAGUAUUUGAAGAAGGAAUAUAAUCGGUCGUCGUCACUGUCGCCGCCGCAGCCACCGUGUUUGCAGACACAGCGAUCGCGACCGGCAGGGCUAUAGUCGUCCGAGGGGUUCUAUCUUAUAUCCCGAAUUCCCGAACAGCGUGGAGUAUUUUGAGUGUCGCGUGCGCCGUACGGUAUUACGGGCGAUUUUCGCGCGCGGCCGUAGCGCGGUGAAUAACGACACAGAAACAACGGCAGUAGCAAUCGUGUAGGUGCGAUUUUGCCUCUUGCUUCAUCUGCAUAAUAUUAUACUACAAUAUACCGUAAUAUCGCACGUAUACAAUAUUAUUACAUUAUAUUAUUCCCGUUGUAAAACCGCCGAAAGAGAGCUUAUUAUGGCCGUCGUCGCCGGGUCGCGUGUUAUCAUAUAAAAACACACGGAGCUACGUCAACAGUAAUAAUAUAUUUGCCAGUGCCAUUAGAAAAAUAAACAAAGCCCGUGAUCCGUGUCAAGUCCCGCUAACGGCUACUAGGCACGUUUUCGUUCUUAUCUCUCCAAAUACACUUUCCUCCGCGCCGUCAUCGCCAGCUUCCGUCGUCACCGCCGCCGCAGUCUUGUUCCCCGUGCCCGCCCCCGCGGAAGGACCCGCCGAGUGGGGAGCUCCAUUAAUGUCGGUUUCGAAACUUUGGACAGACUGUUUGACGUGGAGGGGAUGGGGUAACGGCGACGGGUGAGGCUGUAUGCGAGGGGGGUAGCAGGAGACAGAGACGCUCGUUUGAAAUCUCAAAAAACCCUGUAUACCGUAUUAAAUAUGUUUCUGAUGUUUCUGACGGCGUCGCUUUUUCGAGUCACAACCGACCCGGUUAAUCUAUAUUUUUUAUUUUUUGACACGAUCGUCGAGAUACUCGAGUCAGAAAAUAUUUUGUCCGUAAAUACAGAUUUCGAAAACGCGUAUAUUUAUUACAGAGUUCUACAUUAUUUUAAAUUGAAGUAUAUUUCGGUUUUAAGAGUUAAACGACAACUGCUGGAUUACGAACGGAAAAUUGUAUUACGACUGUGAAAUUUUUCCUCGAAAAUUAUAACGAUUAUUCGUUUUAAAUAAUCCCAUUAAUAUAUGAAAAUAUGUAUAAUGGUGAAAAUUUCUAAAUUACAUUAUUAAUUUAUCGCAUACCAAAAACUGCACGUCAUAAUAUGCAGACGUCCCACGAGGAUACGACAAAUGCAAAAACUUUUGUUCUAUUCAAUAAUUUUAAUAUAAUAAUUUUUUUUUAAAUAAUUAGUAUUCUUUUGCGCUACAAUUAAUAUUAUAUAAACAUUUUUUUUUUUAGGAGAAGGGGGAAUUAAAAUAAAAAAUUUAAAACUGUAUUAUAAUUUUAAUGUGAAUAUUACCUAUUGUGGUUAUUCAGUUAUCAGUUAUUAGUCAGGAUUUUCUUUUCCAUGAGUUAAUAUCGUGUAAUAAUAUUAUCAUAUUAUAGUUAUUAGGCAGUUUCAAUCAAUCAAUAAUGGUAAUUUAUAUUGAUAAACAAUAUUGUUAUGAUUGAAAAGAAAAUUAUUCAAAUUUUAAAAAAAUCGUAGAAAAUAAAAGACCAUACUUUAACAAAAUUUUUAACCAUCAAAUAUUUUCUAAAAACUAUUUAAAAAAUGGCUAUUUUGAAUUGUUUUAAAAAAAAUUAUAGUAAAAUUUUAAAUAUUUUAUUUUAAGUAUCCCUUCCCCUAAAAACAAAAAUGUUUAUAUACAAACUGUAGCGCAAAAUCAUACUAAUUUUUUUAAAAAAAUGUAUAUCAAAACUAUUGAAUAGAACAAAAGUUAUUACAUUUGUCGAAUCCUCAUGGGACACCUUGUAUACAACACUGAAUGUAUUUUACUGUGCCAAUGUGUAUACUGCAUAAUAUAUGAAUAUUGAAGGCGUUGGUGGUCAAAGAUGUAAACUGACAUUUUUAAAAUGGUUGAGAAGGAUGAUUUGGAACAAAAAAUUAUAAAUACAUUUUCAUAAAUUUCUUGUGCAAUUGAGAUAAACAUAUACAUAAUUGGUAAAGAUAAUAAUAGUUCAUGUAAAUUUCAUAAUAUUCCUGUUGAUUUAUUAUACUCAUAAAAUAUAAGUUGACACUUUUACCCAUUCAAUUUAUAUAAAAACGAAAAUGGUAAUAGGCAGUAGUGGAUUUACAAGAUAGAAGAGAGGAGAGGUCUAGAGUGUUUAAAAAAGAGGCAUCUAUUAAAAGAUACCUUUUAAAUACAUGUGAUUUGGCAGGACCUCCUACCAGAAAAAUAUUGAAAAUCUGCUACUAGUAAUAGAUAUUAUUAUACUUUAAAACCUUUAUCCACAAACAAAAAUCAUACGAAAUACUUAUGUUAUAUAACAACUUUAUCAAUUGAAUAACUUCAUAAAUGUAUAUUAUGUUGUUCUAAAAUUUGUUUUAUAUAUAUAUAUAUACGUAUAUAAUACGCCAAAGCAAGUCGAUUAAUUACAUAAUAUCAAUUAAAAAAAAAAAUAUAUCAAUCAAUUAACUUUUGCCCACUGAGCAACAGAAUACUUAAAUCUAAUAAAAAUACAGGAUGAGUGAUGACAGAUAUAUGAAAAUUUCUUUAGAUUCCUGGAGAUUUCUAAAGACUACUAGAGAUUCUCAAAGUACAACGACUUCUCAGAGUGGUGUACCCUUCGCAUUCCAUCGACCUAUAUAAGAUUAAGUACAUAACAAUGCGUGAGUGUAUUUAAUGUAACGCAGAAUCGAACUAAUAGUUACCCUAAAUAAUUUUUAUAAUACACACAGUUUCCAAGUAUACAAAAUUAUAAAAGAAUUUGUUAAAAAGUGAUUAUUUCACUUGUGGGGGGUUAGAACUUAACGUUAGGUCAGCCCCUCUCAUGGUUUAUUAUAAAUAAAUCGUAAAUAAGCGUCUUGCAAAUUCCAAAAAUAUUCAUGCAAAUUCAUGCCAAUGGUAUGCUAAUUUAUUAGUUACAUAGUUUUUUUUUUUUUUAGCUAAAUGGAGUGGGGGUGGGCAGUGUAUAAUGUACGUUUUCGAAUCGACGUUUAAAAGGAAUGUUCCUAUUAGAAACUCAAAAGUUUAUACUUAUUUAAUGUAUAAGGAGUAAGGGUAAAUAAUUGAAAACAGUGCGAAAAUAAAUCCUAAACGAUUUCAUACAAGGGUACUAAAUGAUACAAAAAACAGAUAUCAAAUUCACCUCAAAUCUUUCGAGAAAAUCGCUGGUUCAUGACGAAUAAAUCACCCUGUAGUAACAAUAAUACACCUACGUCAUUAUAAACUAUUUUUCACGACCCAGCCCUCUAGACUAUAACGGUUAUCGUCAACGUGUAAUAUUACUAUAAAGUAUGCAGACGCGUGUUCAGCAGCUGCAGCAAUGUUUAUUCGCCCGUCGUCGUCGUAUAAUAUAUUAUUAUACGUAUAUUAAAAUAACAUUGGAUCUGUAUUCUGUAUUAAAAAACGAGAGACGCAUUAUUAUGACGGUCCAACGUCGAUUUUGUUUACGUUUCGGCCGAUAUCCUCCUCGGCCCCGAAGGAGGACGCAGAAGGAAGUUCUCAUUCAACCAUCAGUCGGACACAUUAAUAGCAGACCUUCGGCCCAUAUGGCAAGCACCUGCGCUACGCACUGCGGCUUUUCACGGGCGUAUACAGACAUAUACAUGCGUUUAUAUUUAUAGUCAACCGCCAGAACUUUCUUCGGGUGAUAGCCUAAACGCUAUUCGAUUAAUAAGGAAAACGCAUAUUAUUAUACCCCCUACAUGACAAUCCCUACAUAACUUAACCCUACGUUACUAUAACGGGUUUAAUAUACCUAGUUGUAAAUGUUAUAUUAUUAACCAACAUUUAUAACAUCGUGUAAAAUUCAUCACGCUAUCAAUUUUCUCGUAUCUAUUCGAAAGCAGUAAUUUUUGUUACAUUACUACUCUCAUUUCGUUGGUUUUAUUUCCGUUCAAUUUUCGAUUCUAACAAUAUAGUCUCAACGUGUAGGAAAAACAAAUUAAAAAGUCGAUAUUGCUAACAGAUAGACAACAGUUGUAGGUGGAUAGUUAACAAGGUAAUAUAUUGUACCUAUAAAGAAUAAUUAAAUUUAUACACUGUAUGUGUAACGAUAAAUCAUUACAAACGAAUCCGAGUGAAAUAGUGUAUUAGUAGGUAGUAUUAGUUAUAUUUUUUAUAAGAUAACCAAGAAAUCAACAUAAAUAAAACCGAUAUAUCGACAUUUGUUGUUAUCGUCCUAACGUACCACUUCAUAACUACUACUUGGGACCCAAUCUGGCACCAUCUAGAACUAUAGCACCAUUUCGGUGCAAAAUAAUAUGACCCACGUUGUUUAAAGGUGGAAUUUAGGUGUAGUUUACGUUUAGAUGAUAUAUUCCACUGUUUGAAUUAUUCAAACCAGGAGAUUGGAGAUGUCGAAAAACAGGAUUAUUGUUCAAAUUUGUUUAUCCUAAACUACAACGGUUGAAUGAUAUUCAAUUCAGAUACACCCUGUAUAACGAAAUCACGACGACGCGUCUGUUAUACACGAGAUACACACACGCACGCACACGUGUGUGUAAUACGUAUAGGUAUACGUACGGUGUGUAUGUGUGAAUGUAUUAUAUAUAGUCAGCAUAGCGGGUUAAAAGUUUUAGGCACUUUCGGGUGGACGUCAACGGGGUUGUUUUAUGAGGGGAGAGAGGUGGAACGGUCGUGGAAGAGACAGGUGGAACGGUGCGGGAGAACGGCGUGGGUUAUUUGCUGAUAUAAUCUUGACGUACGCUCCACGGACACCUGUGUACCGCGUGCAAGACGGAUAAGGACUUCCAAAGUCUUUGCGCGCGCGCACGCGCGUAUACGCGAACGGGAAAUAAAUACGACCACACCGACGAGAGACUUUAUUACACGUACCUGUAAGACCGUGCAUAAUAUUUACACUGGCGCUGACGGUAUUUUCGGUAAUUUUCGGUUAGAAGACGGUACACCGAAAAUACGUAGGUAUAGGUACAAUGUUUGGAAAAUAAAUCGUUUAUCUCACGAAUUAAAUAUUUUUUAAAAAAGACGGCCUAGGAUAAUGGCGAUGGAUGCAGCCACUGUUAUAAGCAAUUUAAUGUAUACCAAUAAGCAACGAUAGACCAUUUCUAACGAAAAUACGAUUCCGAACGGAAUUCAGUUGAUAUUGGUGCCCGAUCAACAAAAUGUAUGUCAUAUAAUGGUAAAAUAAUUACAUAGGUAUUAUAUAUUUUCUUUGAUAAUAUUUGUUUAAUGUACUGAUUUUUCCGUUUUUUCUCAUUAUCUGGGAAAACUCUUGAUAAAAUCUAAAAAUGACCUCCUUGAAGUGCUUUCCCAGUCAAAUUUUCUUUCAGAAAAGGUGCUGCACUUAAAAAUCGGAACAAGAUCUUUGGUAAAAAAGUUAUCCGCGAAAAAAAAUAAUAAAAUAAACAUCUUUGUAAAACCGUAAGCUUCUCGCUCCACUCAGAAUCUAAAAAUUUGUUUCGGUGCGAUAAAAUUCCUCUAUAUUUCUUGCAUUAAGAAGACGCGUAACAGCCCCGCGAUUUACACCGUAUGUAACUUGCCGGCCGCAGUACUGUCACGAUUCAGUGUAGAAAUGACACGGUCUGCAGGGUCGAGUUGACACACAAGCGCGUCGAUUUUUAAGCGUCCCCUCUUAAGACCUUGCUCGGGGAUAAUUUGAAAGAUUAUUCUCCCGAAUUUGUUGUUGUUUUUUUUUUUAAAAAAAAAAUGUAUUGAACGAAAUUGAUCAUGACGUACCCGACGUCAUAAUGAUAUUAUGCAAACAUAGGUAAUUCAUAAUAUUAUUAAUUUUAUUUCGAGUUUUACAUUGAGCCGGACGCCCCGUAGUUUCAAAACGCUUUGACGUGCCCCAGGGCGAAUUCUCCCAAAACACGGCUCUGCGCACGGUAUAGAUACGGAUUUAAAUUAUGCGAUUUCGAGUGGAAAAUUGCAAUAACAUAUUAUAGUAUGCGUUCGUAUGAUGAUCGCGUACGCGUGCCAAAGGGUGUAUAGUAUCUAUUCUUUUUGUUCCGGGCACAUCACCCGAAGGCGCGACGGCGGUGUGUUUAUAAGCAAUUAUAGGCGAACGAAAAAAAAAAAAAAAAAAAAAAAAAAAAUUAGAACGAAAAAAAAAAAACGUUUCUUGAGGCCCAAAAGCUUCUUCGGGCCGAGUAUUAUACACGAGUCCGCCGUCCGCCCUCUCUACCCAGACUACGGGUAUUUUCCUACCCGCGCACGUACACACACACACACUCAACUCGCACCAAACCGUCCGCCACGCCCGCGUCGAGUUCCCUGUUGCUGUUGCCUAUACGUGGAGCCGACCGGCGGGCGGCGGCGGCGGCGGCGGCGGUGGCGGCACAUCAACCGCAGAAGUUGCAGCCAAAACUAAUAACUCGCAGAAACGGCGGCGGCUGUGUGUUUAUGUGUAUGACACAACUGAAUUCCGGUAAUGGACGUGUCACGAACACUCGGACACGUACUGGGCGGGCAAAGCCGCGGCGGCGUGGCUUUUGGUGAGUACGCUGCACAAACGCGCACAAAACGGCAUUAUAUUAUAUAUUAUGUACGGGAGACCGCGGUUGGUAUUUAUAAAAAAAAAAAUAAUAAUAAUAAUAAUAAUAAUAAAAAGUUGUUCGCCAAUAUUCACAUACGCGAGCGUACGGAUAUGUGUUAUAAUAAUACCGCGCAUAAUACACGUGUUAUCGUAUUAUUUUUUUAUUUUUUUUUCUGUUCAACUUUCAAGACCGACCGUCCCGAGCGUCCGCCUCCGAUUAUCCCUGGAUACAUACUCCGUCGGGCCGUGCCAAAUAUUACAGUAUCGCACCUGGCACUCCUCGCGCCGCGGUCUUCCCGACGGGGAUCUUUUUUCGUACGGACGUUCCCCGCUAUCGUAUCGUCCCUAUGCCGGACCUUCUCGUUUUCUCCGCUUAACGGCGCGCGUUGAUAUACCGCGUAACUGUUUAGACUCCGAGCGAAGUGAAGAAGCUUACGGUUUUACAAGGAUGUUGGUUUAUUUUUUUUCUGUUGACAACUUUUCCACCGGAAAUCCUGCUCUGAUUUUUAAGCGCCGCGCCUUUUCCGAAAAUGAAUCGGACUGGGGAGGUACUUUUAGGAAGUCAAUUCGUUUGGUUUUCUCGAGAGUUUACUCAACAAACAGGAAUCAACAGAGGAAACACGGGAAAAUCGAUACAAUAUUACACAAAUAUUAUUAAAGAAAAUAUAUAAUACCUGUGUAAUUAUUUUACCAUAAUACGACAUAUUAUAUAUUGUUGUCAAAGCAACACUAUCAACUGAAUCGUUUUUCCGUUCGCAAUGGUUUAUCGCAUUGCUUAUAAAUAUACACUGAAUUUCCCCUCUACUAGCUUCCCAAUUUUUCAACUACAACAAUGGCCCAUACACGUGCGAAGUCGCCCGGCUAUUUUAUCUCUCUCGGGCCACUUUCGCACAGUCCGUUUUUGCAACGGCAACGAAAACGGAUCGGAUAAAAACACGAAACGGAGUACAAAAUCGACAUACUUUGUUGACACAAGUCUCGUUUCGAUGUUUCGACCAACGGACAGACCGGUGCCGGUCCGUUAUCGAAUGACUCGACGGAUUGCCUCGGUAUUUGUCCGUCGUCGGUGCGUUUUUAAAACGGACCGUUUAUCAAGACUUCAUUAAUUAGAUAUUAUAACCCUUCACACUUCCGAUUUUGUAUCCGAUUACUUUUAUCCCAUACCCGUUUUCAGUUGCCAGUGUGUGUUCAUCAUUGUCGUGAUUCGUGGCAUGUAUUUUUUUUUUUUUUUUUACCCACCUUUACCAUAAUUUAUUACUUAAUAAAAUGCACGCGAUUUAACCGAUUGUAACUGAAUAUCGACUUGCAUACAAGCCCAUACCGUUACCGAACUGUAUUACCGAAAAUAUUGUCCGGUUCUUAAUACCGUUGUAGAACUGUGCGAAAUUGGCCUCGCUGUGUCUGGUCUGCCACGUAGGUCUCAUUUGUUCUGCGUCGAAUCUGUUCCGAAUCUAUUACGUUAUCCGUUCAAUAAUACUUUCGAAAACCUUUAGCCUCAACGCCCAAGUCUUUCUGGUGGUCAAGCGUGGUGAUCAGUGUACAAAAUUACCGAACUAUUGUAAUUAUUAUUUACGUUACAUGAAGUUGCACUAAAAGUCGAUACAUACGAGUAGCCAAAAGCGAAAUAGCAGUUAUUGCCAAUUUCGUUUAUUUUCUAUUUUUUUUUUUUUUUUUUAGUGUUUUUACAUAUCAUUUGUCAGCGCGUAAUUAGUGAUCACCGUUAAAUUAUAUACGAUACAGUGGAUCCACGGCUUAUAUCGCGAAACGUGCAUUAUAUUCGAGUGUUUACGAAAUAUUUAAAUGAAAAAUAAUUUUCAAUUUAAAUGUCCGCAGGUAAAUCGAAAAACAAAUCCAAAGACGCGGUGGGCUUUUCGUCGACAUCCACCAGCGAUUCGUCUGGCGAACACUUGCUCAGUCCCACGCACCCGUCACCGGCACAGAUCGACGUCGAGUCUGAAAGUACGUAUAUAGUGUACGACGGCGCGAACGCAUGUUUACGACGAUGACGUCGGCGCGUACGGAAUAAUGAUUAAAUAUUUUGAAAAUAUUUUAAACACAAGAUCGAUAACGAGACAUAAAACCAACGUUUACUCGAAAUCUCCGUUGAUAUUCGCCGGUUCGUGUUGAUAAAAUAAUCACCCUUCUGUAUUAUUAUUUUAUGUUUAUGACGGCGGUACCUAGAGGUAAACGCACAAUAUAAUAAAGUCUCUUGCUCGGAAUAGCUAAUCUCCUUUGAGAUCUUUAAAAGAGCUCUCCUUUUGUGCAAAGUAAAACCUUUGAAUUUUUAUUAAUAUUAUAAUUACCUUAUACUUUUCCGCGCAACGAUACUCGGACGGUUAACGGGGUAUAAAGAGGAGAAGUGUAAAACAAGAGUUUACAGUAAUCGCUGUUAUAAUAAGAUUAUACCGAAAAUCAUAUAGCAGUAUGUGAAAAAUGUGUGCAUAAUACCGACGAAUUAAUUAAUAAUUAAUCUGUGUGUACCAAAGUGUGUGCAAAGGUUAUAUCCUACAGGCUAGCUUCAUACCCAGACCUAAAAUUAAACAGAAUUUUUAUUUUUUUUAUUUUACGGUUAGUUAUGUAAAAAUGGGAAAUUACUUCAUUGGGAAAUGUCCUUAUUUUUCUGAAAAAAAAAAAAAGAAAGAAAGAAAUGUAAAUGUAAAUUAUCCAGUCAUUGACAUCGCUAACUGUACUGUUAAGUUGGACAAUGACGUUUAAUUUAUUCUUUAUUGAUUUUAAAUAAUAAUUACAAUAAUAAUAUAAUAUGCCACCUUUUCUAAGUGUCUAAUCAAAUUUAAUAAACUAAAAUUAUAAAAAUAUUGUGUAAAAUAUUUAAGUUUUCAAUGUCAAUCAUUUCCUACGUCUUUAAAAUAACCCGCAAAAUUAUACAAAACUACAGAACAAGUUGAAAAAUAAAGAAAUAAUUUUACACGAAGCAUCCGACAUAUUUCUUUAUAUUUAAUAUUUUUACGCGCAGGUUCGAGUCCACCGUCCGAUACGUUCAGGAAUCAUUCCAAACUAAAAAGAUUCCUGACCACGUUGGUGCAAUUCAGCGGACAGAUAUCAUCACAGACCAGUGAACGGGUCAAGGGUCAGAUAUUCACUCUAGUGGUAAGUACGCAUGUGUCAUAUUAUUAUAUGAUUCACAUUUCUAUUAAAACACACACGCGGUGAUAUUGCGUUAAUAUCAUUAUAUUUUAAAAUGUGAUAAAUUCACACUUAUCAUUAUAUUUUUUAAUGGUCAAUUUCCCGGGCUUUAUGAACAUUAUUUAACGCACGAUAAAGUAUCUACGAUAAAGCGGUACUUGAGUAACAUAAUAUACGAACACACGAUUCAUUUGAAUGUAUAAUAUUAUACGAUAGAAAUAGAUAUUUAAAAAAAAAAAACGCACUUAUUUGAUUCUUUUUAUAAAGUCUUUUAUAUUACGUUCCUUAUAACUAUCGAGUCAUACUUCACGUAUUUAUUAUACAAAUAGGAUAACAUCAUAGAAUCACAUUCAAAUGAUAUUAAUUAAUAUAUAUAUAGUAUUAAUAUUAUUUGCAUUAAGCUUAAUAUAUUGACUAUACAAAUUUUAAAAAACAAACCAAAAAUUAUAUUUAUCCACACUAUAUAUAUAUAGGUUAAUAUUCGACCUUUGAUUUUGGGUUUUUUUUUUUUUUGCAGAACAAUUUGAUAAGCGUCGAAGAAUUCCAUCAUAACAUACAAGAAAUGACAAAUUUCCCAUUACGGCCGUUUGUACUGCCGUUCUUGAGGAGCCAUUUACCAUCGCUGCAACGUGAUCUGCUGGCAUUGGCACGUAACAACAAACAGGUACGACACAUAGAUUCAGGGUCAAAAGGGGAAUUUAACGGUCAUUUAAUCGUAUAAAAACAAACGGAAUUAAAUGAACAAACUCGACCUGACCUAAACUAACCUGUACAAUUCUAGCCCGUUAAUUAACAUUUAAGCUUCGUUGCGUUAACAUCGUAAAAUACUCUUGAAGACGUUUAAGUAUUCAUAUAGAAUACUUAAUUAAUUCUAUUACAUGGCGUGGGCCUUUAGUUCGUGCGAACCGACGCUUUAUUUUAAAACCUAAUUCUAAUUUAUCUAAACAAAAUCACGUUUUAUAAGAUAAUUUAUUUGUCGUAUCAAUAAUAUAUUAUAUAUAGGUGCACGUGUACGUAGAAAACGUAUUUCUUUUUUUACUUUUUUUACAAAUCAAAGUUUAAAUGUAUAUUGUCUGAAACACAUUUUCUGUAGGUUUAUUUUAUACAAACUUUAGCCAUUAGAUUGUUUAGAUGCCUCGAAAUAUAUAAGUAAAAACAAAUUGCAUUUCACUACCGUUCACUCAAAUCGUUAUUCCUGUACGUAUUUAAGUUUUGAGAUCAUUUUAUAUAUAUGCAUUGCAGUGACGUUUUAGCGAAAUUGUUAAUCGCAGUUUAUGCUUUCGUAAUAGUAUGUCAACCGUCUGUCAUGCUUUUUGAAAGUUGCUAAAGGCUGUUAGUUGUACGGGUAAAAUUAAUAUUGAACCAGAAAAUUGAAAACUGAGAGUAUUAUGAAUAUUAUAAUAUUACUACUUUCGUUACAUUACACCGCAGUAGUGCGUCCCUAUACUUGUAUGCAGUGGCACAAACAGAGAUUAUUUAUUUUAACGGAGGGGAGAGGUUAUCAAUUUCAAAAACGUAUUUCCACGCAUUUUUUGUUUUUUUUUUUCUUUAAAUGAGACAAACGGCAAACAAACCAAGGCCGACAUAUAUGAUAUUUAAAUGCGCUCGUCAGUUCGAUAACAAUAUAAAAAAAACGUGCGUAACCGGACGACCACGACGGGCGCACUUCACGCCGUGGAUAGGCCACUGUUUCCGAUAACUCCCGGGCCCUGAAUUGAAUAACGAACGCGUGCGUGACUUUCCGCGGUGCGCCGCGGAAAAUGUCACGCGCAUGAGACUUUUUCGGGCGAUGACGACGGAUCGCAAUCGUAUCGAAAGCGGCUGUCGCGUAUAAUAAGCAACGCGACGGGGACGAUAUUAUAUUAUUAUGUCGCGAAGACGGGCGAACGGCGGCCCGCAAUAUCGGUGCCCGGGGAAUGCGGGAGCGGCAAGUACGGCGGGAAUACGACGGGAAAAAAAGAAGAAAAAAAAGACAACAAAAAUGAAGCUCUAAUGUGUUGUGCCGUCCGUUGCUAUAACCGCAUGUGUGGCGUGUGCGGCAACAGCCGUCGCUCGGGCUUCUAAUGAAUUCCGUUCCGGGCGGUCAGCUCCUCGCCCGGUGUACGGCCCCGCGUGCGUCGUUAUAUCCGAACGGCCCCGACCACACCCCCGGCCGCCAACCCCGACCCCCUCCCCCCUCCGUGAUCCUCCCCCCCCCUCCGACCAAUGGGCCCACAUCAUAUAAUGUAAUAUAACACGAGUAUAAUGCGCAAGAAUAACCGUCGGCGACGGUACUGUUAAAACCGUAUUGCGAUUUUCGACCGAGAACGUUUCCAUAUUAUACAGCGGGGGGAGGGGGGGUGUGUGUGCGAGUGUAUAUUAUGCGGUGCGUGCGAGCGGAACGGGUAACGGCUAUCGCAAAAGUUUUACGUGCCGAAUUCCCAUCCCGCGCGAAACGGCAUAAAACCAAAACGAUCGUUGCCGAUAAAUAUUUAUUGUUACGUAUUUAUACCAAUUAUUGUAUACUCACUCACUAUGCGGGCUGGCCCACGAAGAUCUCGUUCCAUAAAUAUCUCCGGAUAUGAUAAUAACGAUAAUCGAAUUUUGGUUUUUUUUUUUAUAUUACUCACACGGGGAAUAUCUAUAUUUAUAUUUGAAUUCAUAAUUUUUUUGUUUUUGGCGAAAAAUUAGUUUAUUUUUCUAAAAAUUUUAAUGCAUCACACAUUUAUAUCCGAUGAAUAGUUUUUGAAUAACAGCCGUUUUAAAUUCUACUGAUCCGUGUGAAAACCGAUGUAACGCGAUUAGGUUAUUCCCUAGCUUAAAAUUUUCGGAAAACAAUAAAAUAAAAAGUUGACUUUUUAAUUUUUUCAAUAGAAUAAAAAAUCAAUUCAAAAAUAAACAUUUUUAGUCCUCGUGCUGGCGAGUAACAUGAAAAAAAAAUCAAAAGAACCACGGGGAGGUAACGUAGGCGCAAAUAUGGGUGAAGGGAGUUCGGGAAGCGGCCACGGAGAAAAUAUUCGUUCGGAAUUCAACUCCUUUAAAGGAUAAACGAAAAAAUGUUUUUAAAAAGCUACCGGCGGUUAACUGCGGUACAUAUAUUGGGACGGGGAUGCUAACAAGGAGUCACGGGAAUACGCGAUUUUUAUUUUUUUUUUUUUGUUUCCGUUCAGUUAACCGACGUGGGCAAAGCCGUGUGGGACGACUUGUAAUAAUAAUAAUCGCUAUUUAUUUAUUUAUUAGUUAUUUAGUAUAUUAUAGAUGGUUUAUAAUAUUAGCAGUUUAUACGUUUAUUUAUAAAGUGCGGGGAAAUUAUUAUGACCAAACGAACUUUCCGACGGACACCGGCUUUGGUAAUUUAGUGUUUUUUUUUUUUUUUUUUUUUAACACUUUACAUUAUAUAAAUAAAUAAUAAAAUAUAUUUUGUGUGUAUACCGUACAGUUUAUACUCUGUAAUUUUAUAUCGCGCCGAAACGUUAAAUCACUGCAAACGUCAAGUGCAUUCGGGAUAUAAUUUUUAAACAACAAUAACCGCCGCGCCUUACAUUAUUUUUAUUAAUUAACAUUUUGAACGAAAUUUCGUUCAGAGGACACAAUUUCGCAGGAUGUAAUUGUUUUCGUUUCGCACGGUACAAUAAUGGUAAAACGUUGAAUAAUUAUUUCAUAUCGACCGUACAAUAUAUAUACUUUAACGCGUCUAAUACGGGAAAUGAAUUCUCAACAAAUCGGAUUUAUGGAAUUGUCUUACGUUAUUUGCGCUUUUUUUUUUCCUUUUUAUUUUUUUUAAACGUAUAAACCAGGGUUUCCUACGGGCAUUUAAAUACACGUGUAUUAAUCCGCGUGUUUGUAACUGCACGUGCAGUAUUCGAUAAUACACGUGUAUUUAACGCAGCCCGUGCGUUUAAUAAUGCACACGUAUUUGAUGAUGUACCGCGUAUUUAAUAAUACCGACAACGGCGGCCCGCCCGUCCCCGGUGUCCAGUACUUAUUUUUCAAAACUAAACAUCGGAGCGUGGAAAACACUCGAGCGCACAUAUCGCACACGAUCGUUAUUAGAGAUAGGCGUGCAUUUUUAAACACGCGCGUAUUGUUACGUACACGGAUCGAUACGCGGGUUUUCUCAAUUGCACGCGUGCCCGUGCACCCAGGUAUAUUCAGGUACACGUGAAAUCGCGAGCCCCGGUAUAAAGGUACGAAUCUCAAAUCCAACGAGCAUUUCACUCCGGAAUCGAAUAGUAAUAGCGCGUAAUAUGGGCAUUUUAAAACAAACAAGAAAACCAGACACGUACAUUGUAGGUAGGGAUAUUUUCCCUAGGUGCAGAAUUUUUAGGAUAUACGGUAAUUUUAUAGUUAAUAUCGUACCAAAAGCAACGGUGAUGAAAGAAAAAAAAUGCGGUGCCCCGUAAACAGUAAAGAUUUUAAUGAAUAGCGCGAGUUGCGUGUUUUUUUUUCACCGUAGCGGUGUUGACCAUCCAGGUGACCCGGAAAUCAACAAAUAUAAAACCAAUGUAUCGACACACUUUGUGGUCGUCCGGCCGUUUUGUUUUUUUCGAAACACCGUUGGUAAUCGAAAUAUUCUGAAUUCUGAGCGUAAAACGAGGAAUGCGAUGUCGGGUCCGCUACAUGAUGCGCGUGGUAUUUUCCGUCAGGUGAUUACUAUAUUGACCGCGUGUUUUUAUUGUAUACAUCGUUUUUUUCAAACAAGUUCGCAGUAAGAUUUAUUAUUUUAUACGGCCAUGUUAAUCUUUGCCCGUAGUUUAAAAGUUUUUGCAAAAUAGUUUUUCGGUUUUUGAAAAUGCCUAUAUUUUAAGGUCUUUUUAGACGUUUUUAUUAAUAUGAUAAUAUACGACGGUCGGUUUCUGUUUGUCGGUGUUGCCGGUGUCGCGCAGUCGCUGAGCCAGUACCUGAAACAGCACGAGAACGCGUACCUGGACCGUGACUCGCAGCCCAGCGAACCGUCAGAGAUUUUCCACCAGGUGGAACGGGUGCCGGCCCCGUCGCCCAUGCAGCGCGAGAACAGCGGCGGCGGCGGCGGCGGCGGAAGCGGCGGCGGCUGCGGCGGCGGUGGCGGCGGCAACAACAACAAGCGGCCGUACCCGAUGGCCGCGGCCAUGUCGUCCAUGGCCGACAGCUACUACGAGACCGGGUACGCGGCCGACAUGGAGUACCAGCAGCCGUGCGUCAAGCGUCCGAAUCUCAGCUACGCGCUGCCGUUCAUGUACCAUCCGCACCUGCACCCGCAGGAACCGCCGCCGCCGCCGCCGCCGGCCCCGCCGCCAUCGUUGCCGCCGUCUUCGCAUCACCCGUACAACAUAAUUCCGCUGUUGCACAUACGCGAGCCGGAAGACCAAAAGGGUCACGUGGAGGACGAGUGGAAGAACAUACACGUGGUGAGUGCGAUGCGUUACUGUUCGAAGUGUUUAUAUUACAUUAUACUUACGAAUAUUCCACCGAGCUACUGUAUACAGGCUGUCGCACGAAGACAUUAUACCCCGUGAGAUAUAUAACUCCGGAGAUGAUAAAGAUAAUCAAACUCUGUUUUUUUUUUUUUUUUUUUUUUUUAUAUAUAUUACUUACAGGGACGAAUAAUACAAAUAUAAAUAUUUGUUGUCCUCACCCCCGCGGGUAAAAAAAAAAACAGAAUUUGAUUAUUUUUAUUAUCUCUCUGGAGAUAUUAAAAGGGGUAUAUGUCCGUGGGACAGCCUGUAUGAACUAUUAAAUAGAAUGUGCAUGGAUGGUAGAGUUUGAAAAAUUAAUGUGCGACAUUAAAAAAAUAAUAUAGUAUAGUAUAUAGCUAUACACUGUGGACCGUCGCGAGUAAUGGAGAUGUUUUAUUAGAAAUUUAAAUAACAAUUUUCGCAUCAAUAUGCCGAAAUUAGUUUCGUAUGUCCACGUUACAAAAUAUGCAUGCGUAUAUUUAUAGAUUUCAUAUACAUUCUUAGAUAAUAACCCUUUCCUGCUCUUACCGAUUUAUUGAUUUAUACAAUUUUCAAUUUAAGUUUAUCAAAAUAUUACUAACCAAGCUCCGGUUAGAACCGUUUUUCGUUAGCAAUGAUUUAUACCUAGUUACACACGGAUAUAAAUAUAAUUACAUUAGAUAUCCUACAUGGUUGAGUUUUUUUUUAAAAAAAAGUUUAUUAUUAUAAGUAUAUAAUAUAUACUUUGUAGUCUCGUAAAAGUUUUGUAUUUUAUUUUCGUUUAGAUGUUGAACUGUAUACUGAGCAUGGUGGAAAAAACAAAAAAAGCACUAGGUAUACUGCAAGAACGCGGCCUUACCGACACGAAUUUUCCCGACUGGAACAGAAAGAAAUCUACUGAAGAGGUGUUGGCGCAGACCGUACGGCAAACCGAAGAAAGGAUCGAAGGCAUCAAAAAGAAAGCCGGUAAGAAAUAUUUAUAAAAGCAUGAAAAUACUUUUGUAAAAACAAUGUUUUAUUUCUUUCUCUCGCUCUAUAUAUGUAUCUCGAUCUCCCUGUCUCUCGCUCUCUUUAAGUGGUUAAGUGAUUAUGGUAGUGGUCUCUAGUCUUAACUCUGUCUAUGGCGGCCAGUUACUGUUUUGGCUGUUUAGACAACGCACCUAUUAUAAAUAUUAAAUACUAUCGAAUGCGUUAUGAUAGGUAAUAAAUAAUAUAAAUACUGAGACAGAAUGCAAGUAAGCGACCAAACUUAUUAAUUCAAUCAUAAUUUUUCUUGAACUGAUAACAGCUCUAAUAAGAGAAAAUAAGUGUGUUAUAUAACUCAUGUUUAUUAAUUAUUUUUUGUUAAUAUUAUCAUAAUUAUCAUAAAAAAAUAUUUAAAUGUAAUAGACAAUCUAUACAUAUAGGUACAUCACAGUUAAAUGUAUACCGAAAUAAACUGAAUAUAUUCCCAGACAGCAAAUUAUAAAAACUGUAUUUAAAUAUUUUUUAACAAAAGUUAAUAUUAUCAGCCAAAUUUGUUUGCCACAAUAUUACUAAAAUAUUAUUUCUUAACAUUUUAUAAAUGUUAUAAUAAUUUAGGUCUUGAAAAGGCCACCCGAAAAUACGAGAAAUGUAUACGCAACCAUACUUCGGAAUAUGUCGCUGAGUAUCGAACCUGGGACUCUAACCUAAUAUACUCACUACCUCCCAAACUACUAGACCUCCUAAUUAUAUUAAAACAUAGAUAUUUUCAUAAAAGUAUAACUUAUAAAGUUAAUUUUAGAAUAUAAGGUAUACAUCACAAAAUUUCGAACUUUUUUGGGAACCCAAGCGGGGACUUUAAACUCUAAACUGAACCUUGCCUUUGAAUAGCGAACACCAGACUAUAGCUAUAGUUAUAGCUAGGAGACAGUCUCUCUCUCUCCCCCCCACCCCGAUUUUUUUGUUUUAUUGGUUAGUUUGGCAUAUUUUAUUGUUCUAAAAACAUAGGUAGUAUACAAACUGUUAGUACUCGCCACUCCUCGAAAUUUGUUUUCUGGCUUCGGUACUAACACCUUAGGUUCGGCAACCUGUGAAUAAUGGAUGAAGGUUUGGUGACAGUAAAUGUCUAAAUAGCUUACACUUACCCAUGUCAGCAAAGGGAAAAGCAUAUUACGGAGGAAGGGGCUGAAAUAGGAUUACAUUGCGGUGAGGGGAAGGGGAGUGAAUGAGAGAGUAGAAGGAAAGGAACAGAGAUACAAAAAAUUGGUUUAAAGACCGAAAUAAGAAGUUCCUGAGAAUAUAAAAAUGUUUCAUGACGAAAAACUCCCUAAACAGUCGGUAAAAUGGGUAAAUAUACUCGUAUAUUAGAGUCGACCAAAAAAAAAUUUUUUUUUUCACUGGCGUAUGUUUAUAUUUAAUUUGUACAAGUAUGACAAUACCAUCAAAUCUAAUUUCGUGAAAACAAAAUUUUUUCCAGUUUGCAAGCAGUGAUUUUUGAUAAAUAACGCAAUUUGUAUGUAUUUUAUUUUUUUUUUUUAUGCUUUAAAUUAUAGCAAUGUAAAAAUGGCUUGAUUAACUUAAUCAAAACAUGAGAAUAAUAUUAUCAGAUUAAUUUUAUUUAAAAUUUAAAUUUAAAUAUUAUUAUCACAUUUUUAGUUGGUUAAAACAUAACUUAAAUAUUAUAAAAACUAUUAAAUUAAAUCAUUGAGAAAAUAUUUAAAAUGUAAUUUAGUUUUAUAAUUAUUGUAAUAUUAAUGUCAUGCAAUAUAAUGCUGUCUGGGAAUUAUAGAAUAUCUACCCCUACGAUUCUGUACCAAUUAUUAUCCGCCUAAAGCAUAUGUAUUUAAUUAUAAUUUAACAAAAACGAAUUUCCAAAAUUAUACCGAUAAUACUAUACGUUAAGAGGACGUGAUACUAUCCCGUGUGCUGUCCCUGUUUUACAACCGUACGACUUAUCACAUAUAUGUCGUGUUCAGUGGAAACAACUUUGUGCUUUUAAUUUUAAUAUUAGAUUGAAUGGUCAAUUCACUCUAAUAUGAUAGGUCAUAUCAUGAAUAUAAGAACAUAUCGGUGCGACUUUGUCGGGUUUUUAAUUUUUAAGCGAGUUUAAUGAGUAUGUGAAAUGUCACAGUUUAAAAAUGUUAACGAGUAUAUAUCUCGCUUAAAAAUUGAAAUAUUGAUAAAAACCGACAUAAUAUUAUACGCACAUUGUUUAGAUUUUCUUAUCUGCACUUAAGUUUGACAAUAGGUCACUCUGAUAUUAAAACCAACAGCUCACAAUCGUAGAUCGUAUACAAUGGAUAGAGCUGUAAACAAUAAAACAUGUUGCGAACGUCUAUCGUCACGGUAAGAUGACGUUUCACUUCUGCACAUGCGCGAUAUACUGUUAUCAGUCUACACCACUGUAGUUGUCACUGGCUAGGAUAUCUUAGUCCAUAGUGGUUUUGGUUAAAUUAUAAAUAGUGUUCAAAAAUAUUGAUAGAUACCGGCAAAGAUAAGAAGAAGACGCAUGGCGCUGCAGGAGCGACACGCUCGCUUGAGGUAAUAGGCCACACGAUCGUUACAAAUAAAACAAAGCCAUAGUACAUUUAUUGCUGAACGCAAAUUCGCUAGGCCAUACGAUUCUAAAACGGAGACAUGACAUGCGGGUAGCACGUCCUCUUAGGUACCUAAUAAUAAGAAUUAUAAUAUUAUUAGUUCGUUAAAUUUACUCCUGUGCCUAAAUAAUUUAACUCGAUAAAAUAGUUGUCUAUUAUUUAAAAUUACUAAUUACGCAUUACGAAAUUUGUUAAAAUAAUAAUACAUAAUUUUUUUUUUUUUUUUUUAAAUAUUAUUGUCAUUAAAAACAUUAAUAAAUAUACCUACUGUUUAACCGAUAAAAUAAAAAAUAAAUAAGUAUUAGGUAUAAAAUACAUUUUGGAAACGAUAUUUUUUAUUUUAAAAUCCUAAUAAUUUAUAUAGUGUUUAAUCUAUUUGUUUUUCUUUCGUCUUUUAGUUUUAUAAAUAAUAAUACAAUAAUAAAUGUUGGGCAACUUUUUAUUAUUAGAAUAUAUUAUGUAUUAAUGUAUUCUAAGAUAGUAUAUUAUAUAUUAUGAUCUUUUUAUAUGUAAUUUUUAAACACCUAUAAUAUUAUAAAUUAAUAUAAAGCUGUUUAGCGUGGAAAUUAUUAUUAAAUUUAAUUAUAUUUUCAAUACACAUUUCGUCAAUAAAAUCAACUGAUAAAUAGGAUUUUAAUUAUAAGUAUUUUUUUUUUUUUGUUUUUUUUUUUUUAUUUAUUUAAUAAAAUGCAUUUUAUCCAUAAAUUAUUGUAUUUUACACUCACGACGGUCGGCGACACUAAAUAUAAGGAAAACCGUAUACAUUUAGGUAUAAUUUAUACAAGAUACAUUUUUCCGUAAAAACCUCGCUUAUCGAUUUCUUUUAACUAUGGAGGGAGGGGCAAAACAUUUAUAAUCGACAAAUAAGGUACCAUUUUAGUGAUUAAGUUAUUCACUUCUAACGAAUCGUUAAUAUUCACAAUUGCACAUUGUAUUUGCAUACUAUUUUUGGACUGGAUUUGCAUCACGACAUUGAAAAACAACAAAAAUCCGUUGCUAGGAAAAUGUAACUCAGUUUUUUUAUAUGUUUUCUGUUCAGUUUAUUUUUUAAAUGCACAAUACCCGCACGGUCCAUAUAACUAUGUAUAUUCAAAAACAAUAACAAAAUAUUAUGUCGUCGAGUAGCGAUUUGAUUAUUUCUCCCCCGAGACUGGUGUGGAAUUCACACAUAAUAUUAUCAAUAUUAUAUAUUAAAAAUGUUUAUAUAAAUACUCACCGUCUCGCCCCUUAUUAUGCUUAUCAACUCUGAUAACUACAUAAUGUUGACGCCCGCAGUAUUAACACUACAAUAAUUACGCGAAAAAUUUACAAAUCUUUAACAUUUCUUUGUCAUGCAAAAUUUAAAAAGUAUCCACCAGACACUUUAAAGCUUCUAUAGUAAUAAUUACGCUGGCCGACCAUAUCUAAUUUCGCGUACAUUUUAAUAAAACACAAUUUAAGUAACACAAUUUGGAUGAUUUUCGUUGUUUUUCAAACGUAUGUAGACAAAGACAGCAGCAACGUACCCAGGGGGGCAUAGAGGCCAUAUUAUUUACCAUAUUAUUUUAUAUAUUUUCAUUAUAAUCGUUUCAUGUUUAUGAUACUUAAGUCUUUAUGGUGUAUACAGUGUAUGUUUUAAGAUUCUGAGUAACGUGAUGGUUUUACUAUGAUGUGUUUUUUUACACUUUUUUUCUGUAUAUUAAAAAUUUAUCUACCUAGCAGAAAUCUGACUACAAUCGAAAACCAACAAGAAAGUUUUUGUGCUUCAAAUUUCUCCAAACUAUAAAAUAUUAAAAUGGUCAUUUUUUUUUCUUGCAUUUUUCACGAUUACGACUAAUUUAUGAUACUAACAAUUCUUUAUUUUCGAUUUUGUUUCUCAUUCAAAAAUAUUAUUUCAAAUUUGAAGUAUAACAUCUUUUAUAACAGACAACAUUUCCUUAGUUUUCUUAAUAACUGAAAAAAACCAGGAAAAAUCAUGGACAAAAUGGGAAAAUUUACGGAAAUAGCGGUCUCAUUAUUUUUGAUUUUGUUUUUUUGUUGUAAUUCCGAUAAAAGUAAUUGUUGAGACCUAAAAUUCUCAUAGAAUACUUUUAUACUCAAUAACUCUAUUUUAGACGUGGAAAAAUUGUGUAAUCCAUUUUCAACGUUAUAAUCGAUUUGGUUAGUUAAUACAAAUAAUUAGAUUCCUUGGAAAAGUCCGAGCAAUUGAAAUUAAUCACUUCAGGAUAAUCGAGUGCAAGAAAACUGAUGGGACGAAAAUAAAAAUAAAAAUUGAAGAAUUUCCAGAUUAUCGGAACCGUCAGUGCUUUUUCUUAUCCAUCAUAGACUACGAAUAACGAAAUCGUCUUGGUUUUCUUCAAAUGCCAUCUCAAAAGCCUGCACUACAGUUCGAGGAAUUUUUAUAUUUCAUUUAAAUAAAUGGAAAUUAAUACAGAAAAAUGAAUAUUGAAUCAUGAAAAUAAACGAAAUCUAGGUGUCAAAUUUUGAUUACACAUUAUUUAUGUAAAUGACAGUUUUAAUAGUCAUUGACGGUGUUAACCGCCCGAAAUUGACUAGCUAGUCAUUUAAACGUGGUCAAGCCUUAACCGAGUUUGGUGAAAUUCAACAAGCUGUUAAACUAAUUUUAAUCACGGUUGAUUACGAUUAAAUGGUUGAUAAAAUCAGGCAUUGCACUAUAUACAUUCAUAAUAAUAUUAUACUUUCUAAGGCCAUAAUACAAUUGAAGGCUUUUUAAUUUCCACUGCGCAGUCCGAGUAUAAUAAUAUUAGAUAACAAAAAAUAAAAUUAAUAAUUAUUAAUAACAUUAUCUGUGUUGUUUAUAAUUAACCGGGAUUUAUAGAGACGAGAGAAUAACAAUGGAUUUGUGAUUAAUUAAAUAUAUUUAUCAUAUUAUGUUGAGCACUCGAAUUGGGUGGGAGGCGCAAGGGGACGAAAUACCUCAGUUAAUUUUUCAGAAAAUUUGACCGUACCUGAUAUUUUGUUAGAACUGAAACGCAUGCGACGCAGUGGUGGAUACAAAGGAGAAGCGACAAGGCGAUCGCUCCCCCACCCCCUUGGGCCUUGUUUUUUACGUUAUUCUUAUGUUCCUACAAUCGUUUGUACAUUACUUUAAAAUAAAAUCCGCCUCCCCAAGAAUAACUCCUAGAUCAACCACCAAUUGGACGGUAUAUAUUAUGCACUUUCAUUAAAAUUUGAACUUAAGCACUUAUAAAAAAAAUAAUAAUACGCUUAACUUAUUUUCUGCUAAUUGCAACUCAUUUGAUAAACCAUGUGUUAAAUUUUCCAGCAUUUUAACAGGGCCAAAACAAUUUUAAUCAUCAAAACCAAAUAAAUUCCUAAAAAUACCUUAACGAUUUCAAAUGGCUAUCAAUAAUUAAAAAAUUGCCAAAAUGUAUUGAAAAUUGUAACAUAUCUGAAAAGAGGUGUAUAUUAUAAUACUAUAUAUCUAAAUAAGUAUACAAUGAAGCUCCCGACCUAUACAAUUAUUUUUGACUAAAUAAACAAAAUGCAAUAUAAUAAAAACCGUUACUGUUUAAAUGUGACAGUUCAAAGUUUUUCCGAGAAUACUAAAAAGAAAAUUAAAAAAUAACUUUUUCAUUGCACCAACGAGAUAAAAAUGUUUACAAGAAACCGUCACCUCUAAAGUUAAUGUUCAGAGCAAAAUUAAUAGAAUAACAAUAAAAUCUAAAAUAAAUAUUAUCUAUUAUGCAAAAAAAUUAGCCUGCAGUAGUUGUUACUAAUGUUUCUUGUCGGAAGUUAAUAAAUACUGAAUUAUGUUCAAAAAUUGUUGCGAAGGGGUGUGAUAAACAAAGCCAUGUGUUAGGGGUCGAGUUCAAUAAUUGCAAGGGACAUUAAUAAAAUAAAUCUUAUAAGUCCGCUCUUCUUUUAUUUUUCCAAUUUAAGCAUUGCGUAUAUUUAUCAUAAUAUAAUUCAUAACAUAAACAAAUAUUUAAUGAGUUAAUCAAUACGAUUAGCCCUCUUGGACCUUAGUACAUAUUCCCAGAACACAAAAUUUAGCUGGCUGCCAAGUUUCAGAUUUACGCGUGAAGUCGGCUAACAGUGGUUUAAAUAAUUUGAACAUACCAAUAUGACCUGCAUAAUAAUGUAUGUUUAUGCACACAUACACCGGAAUAAUAACUGAAGGGUACAGGAAAAAACCCAGAAAAACCAAUUUUUUUCAAACUGAGAAAAACGUAUUUUUAAUUUAAAAACGUAACAAUUUUUUGUUUACAAGGUAAAAAGUUAGGAUUAAGUUUAAUGUUAAAAAACUUUAAAAUGUAGUAACCGCAACAUAAUAAUGUCAUGUUAUACUAUUAACCAAGGCUAUAGCCGUGUAUCAACCCAACUUACCUGGUUGUAUAUUGACUAUCUAUUUUUUUUUUCUUGUAUGCUUAAACUUCUGGUAUUCAUUACUUUCGACAAAUCUGUGUUUUUCACCAUUUCGGUCGCAUAACAAAUACGGCACGUCAGUACAAAUUAUUUGAUACCUAUGUAGCCAUUUUAGAAAAAAUGUGACUUUUCUGGUUUUUUCCCUGUACCCUUCAACUAUUCUCGUCAUUAAUCUUCUUUUUUUUUUCUUUUUUUACGUUAAAAUAAUGUCAUUAGAGUUAUGCGUUUUGUUUGAACCAAUAAUUGAUUUUAUAUAUUAUACCUACAUUAUUAUUACCUGUAUAUCCUAUUAUUUAUACAGAUUUCAAGAACUUAUCUAAAACAUCAACAUUCAAGGUAAACAUAUUUUGGGAGGCGUUCAAUAUUCCGCCAGCACAAUACUUAAAAUCACAACAUCUAUAAAUCCCAACAAGAAAAAAUCCCGACCGUUCGAAAUUCCAACAAUUUAACACGCUUGUCAAACAAAAUAAUUUUAUCGAAAAAAAAAAAAUCAUAUUUAUCAUUAAUUUAUUUACCUAGGAAAAUGUAUUAGCUACAAAAACAACGCAGACUUUUAACGACCUUUUGAUACUAAUAAAUAACACAAUAUGGGUGUUUUACAUGUCAUUUUAAUAAAUUCGGUGUACAGACGAGCUAAAACUUAAGAAAAAUUUUAACUGUCGGAAUUUUGACCCGGACUAACAAUAAUGUAUCACAUGAAAUAAAUGUAAUGUAUAAUAUAAUAAAUAUUAUUUGUAUAAAACUACAAUUGCGAUUAUAUUCAGGAUUAUGUAGUAUGCAUGCCCGUUUUCCCGGUGCACCCGACAAAAUCAAAUUAGUUAUAGGUACUUCUAGGAAAAAAUGAAUUUUACAUUAAAAUAAUAUGAUACUCUUUUCCAAAAAAAGAUAUCCGUCCUACAUAUCUUUACUGACAUUACUACAAGAAAAGUGAGCUAAUUCAUCGGAUAUUAAGACAUUGAUGAUUUUUUUAUGUGUUUGUCGUAGGUAAAUCGAAAAAAUAAACCCAACGUAUAACAGUGCAAGUCCUCAGUUCUCAGUACAAGUUCUCUUUUAAUAUGGUGAACAAUAUUAAUUUAGUCUAGAGUCUAGUCUAACUAAAAUCAUUAAUACUGUAUUACAAAUUGUAAUUAUUUCAGUAAAUAUAACUAAAAUAUUCAACAUUUUCUUACGAUUUAAAAUACUUUUUUUAGAUUCUGAGUGAAGCGAGGAAUGUUUUAUUAUGUCGCGUGUAAAUAACUUUUCUAUCAAAAAUUGUAUUUCAUUCGAUAACAUAUACAAGAACGUAAACAAGAAUUUUCUCCUAGCAUUUUUUAUCUAGUUGGUUUAUAGGGGAUGUCAUUUUUUGAUUUGCUUUGUAAUUUCCAUGAUAAAUCGGAAAAAAACGUAAAUUGUUGGUAUAAUUUUUGUCGAUUUCUGGAUUACCUGAGCAACAAGAAUAGUCAGACGAAUAACUAGUACGUUACGAGUAUUUUUUUUUUUAUAAUAUUCAUGUAUCCAUUUCCCUAUAAACGGAGUGAGUAAUUAAAAUGAUACAAAAUAAUUCAUGAAAUGCAGAGGAUUUGUUAUAGUACACUCCCAAACAAAUUGAUGGGAACCCAUGUAUCCAUGUAACAGUUUGUUUAUUAAAUACAAACUGUGCGAUCGUUAAUGGACUCUUAAAGACAAUAUCACACACUGCAUAAACAAUAUUAAUAUUACGGCCCAUAUUAUGAAACAUUUAUUACUAUUUAUGCAAUAUAAUAGAAUCCUCUAACGCGAGUAUACGCACAUACGCACAAAAGCACAGACACGAACACACACACCUCGCCUACACUCCCGGGAUUUACAUAAAUAACAUCAGUAGGUAUAAUUGCUAUUACUCUGGGAAUUGUAAUUUUUUAGAAGAAUCAAUGAACGAGAUAAGACACCAGGCCAUGAUAGAAUUACAGAAACUCGUAAUGGCUGCCGAAAACCGAAUGAUAGACCUGGUGGCCGCAGAGAGGACGAAAACGACCGGAAACCGGACAACGGGCACCGCAGCUAGCCUACAGAUAUCUCCGUCGUUGAUUUCCCAAUACAACGUAAGUCAGUCUGGCCAGGAAACCGCAGUAUAAAAGUCGAAAUUAAUUUAUGUAUAUAAUCUACUUAUACUAUAGGCCACAUGCCCGUGUUGUAAUUUAAUAUUUACGUAAGACAUACAUAAUGUUUUUCCAAAAAUUAAAUGCAAAAAUCAUACGUAGGUGCACAGUAUUUUUACGCAAACAAUUCAUAAGAAAAUUAACUAUACUGCUAAAGGGUGUGCCACUGUUGUAGGUGCGAAGUCGAUAAGGUAGGGUACAUAAAAAUAAUUUAAUUUAUAUCUUUACGCAACGAUAAACCAUUGCUAACGAAACACGAUUCUGAGCAAAGUUCGGUUAAACAUAUUGUGAAUAACGUGAUUUUUACGACUUUCGGUCAAAAUUUGAAUUCAAAUUAAUCAUAAAAAUAAAGAAUAUAUUGAGCUCGACUUUUUUUUUUUUUUACCACUGAAUACAAUUUAUGAUUAACAUCGCGUAAAAUUGUCAAACAAUCAAACUGCUCGGCCGAAACAAUGUUAUUCACAUAAAACCUUAACAAGUUUGCUUAUUUAACCACGUCUAUUAUUAUUAUAUCUAUAUUUAUAUAUUAGUAUCGUUCAAAAGCCUCAGAAUCUAAUGACCAAGUCGAGUAAUAAAUUAUUUAUUAAACGGAAUACAAAUAAUAUUAUAAAUGCGAUCAUUGUGUGUGAUUGUUAUCCAAAAAUGUAACCAACUAUUAUUGUAACUAGACCUACGGAAAACGGCUCUGUACGACAUGAUAUACGUAUGCAUCUAUACGUGGCGCUGAUAAAACCCAUCCUAUCUAUAAUUAUUUUUUUUUUUUCAAAUAGUAACUCCUAAGGGUUUUGACUUAGAGCCGCCGAUCUUGCGCAUUUAAAUAGGAUUGCCAACCUCUACCGCAGUAAUAAUAAUAAUUCGUUUUGACUUAUUCAACCCGUUUGCAAUCCUUAAGGGGUUGAAUUUCCAAAACGGCUUAUUAUUAUGAUGACGAAUCUGAACGACGGAAUUGCAUGAGCAAACAACGAACGAUUUUGGUUUUCGUACGUAAAACUGAACGGUAGGUAACUUUAGGAGAACAUAGAACAAAUGUUAUUAUCAAUAGAACGGCGGAUAUACAGCAGUUGAGAGGGGGGAGGGGAGCGCGCGAAUAUCCAAUCCGCGUAAAGCUAUGGGAUACAUAAUAAUUUCUUGAGUACGAGGGUUAAUCAAAACGUAUCGAGACUGAUAAUAUUACUCGGAAACCGAGCGUUGAAGAGCAAAACGAUUUGUAAACCUAGCUUCUAUGACUUAUACUGAGCACAUAUAUUCGUAUGAAAUCUCUAUAAACUUCUUCGUUUUGAUUUGACGAUAUUUUUCUAAAAUUCGUUUUUCACGUUUGGCUAUUUCGUAAUGAAUCCAAAAGAAGCGGAACUCGUUGCCACUCGAGGGCACAUUUUCAGUUUUUCAAUUGAUAUUUAAUGGCAAAAACCAUGAAACGUUGCAUCCCUCUGAAACUGGAAAAAAAUGCGGACAAAUUUUCUAAAAUCUCCAAAUCUGUCACUCUUCUUUUGGGUUUAUUUUGGGUUUACCGCCAAACUCGAAAAAUAUAUUUUACAAAAAUAUCAGUGAAAUCAAACCGAAGAAUUUUAUAGAGAAGCAAUAAAAACAAAUGUACUCAGAAAAAUUCAUAGAAGCAAGUGAUACCAAUCCUACUGCUCUUUGAUGCUCCUUUUCCGAAUGAUACUACCAGUAUUGAUACUUUUUGAUUAGCCCUCGUAUAUACAUAUAAUAUUCUUUAAUACUCUCGGUUGUGUGACGACGACCUGUUGUAUAUGUCUAAACCAAUAGGUAUACAGUGCGAUCAUUUUUCAGGUAACAUUGAAUAUUUCGACUGGAUGACAUUGUAUUUUUUAAUUCGAUUUUCGGGUGUUGAUUGCAAGAUGUACCAGUGGUGGUCAAAUGAUUUCGCCGUGAGGGAGUGGGAGGAUAAGGAUAAUUUUUAAGAACUAAUAAUAAUUAUUAUUAUUCAAUAGAAAUAAUAAUUGAGUAGUAAAUUUCUUUUGGAAAUAAUUUUGGGAUUAAUGAUGGUCAUUGCGGUCCUGUGCACUAAAAUAUUAAUUUAAAUUUUGUCAAUAGCAAUUAAUUUGUUAUUUUGUUAUUGUGUUAAUUUUAUUGCAAAUAUUACAACAAAUUAAAAAUUCAAAUAUUAUGGUUCAGCUGUUGUUUGGACUAGUUUGAAAUUAAAAAUUAAUCAUUUAUCAAAACUAAAAGAAAUCUGCCAAUCGGUCCUUAUGUGACAUAAUAAUGAAUUAUUCCAGCUGUAUUUUCAAUGUAAUUUUUUGAUUUCCACUCAAUACUAAUCAUUAGUAUAAUUUACACGAUAAAACGAUUAAUCGUGUUAAUAAUAAUAAUAACACGUUAAUAAAAUUACGGGUGUUUAUAGAAAGAAGGUUUUUUUCAUAAUUCGGCAUCACAGCAACCCUGCUUCUGUAACGCUAUGCCUUAUGACAGCGGUCACCAACCUUUUUAGUUUUGCGGACCAAUAAUUUUGUAAAAAAAAAAAAAAAAAACUUUGAGGCCCACUAAACUAAUAUAAGGGUAAAAAUAAAAACACCUAAUACAUACGUAUGACCAAUAUAUCAAUAUGAAAAAUAUUUAAAUUUAUAUGUCCUGACACGUACGUACGUAUGUACACAUAGUACAUACGUAACUAGGAAUACAUACAGUACAAGAAAAAUUAAAAAUAAUUUUUUAUAAAAAUAAAAUAGAAGUUUAUUAUUGUAUUCGAUCGCGGUUAAAGUUAUAUUACGAGCAAUGCAAUUUUUUACAUUGUUUUUCUCCCUGCACGAGGGUUUAGCUAAUGAGUUUAGCGCACCGUUUCCAUAAUCCAUGUCGAGCAUGAUGAAAUUAUACGAUAAAAGUAACAAAAAUAUUCUAGAAUACUAGAUAAUGGUAAACGACAAUCAAGAAAAUUGUACGAUAGCGACAAUUGUGUGAUUAUUACCAAAUCUCGAUCGAAAUAUUUAUAUUUUAUUAAUGUAUUUAUAUUCCUAUUAUGAUAAUGUAAAUAAUAUAAAAUUUACCGACCCUGGUACCACGUUGCCCGCGGUCCACGAGUUGGGAAUCACUGCCUUAUGGUGUAUCAACACGUUCACAAAAGAUAUGCAUUGUACAGGCGCUGGAACACCAAGAUCCAGCCCCCGAAACCAGUUUUGUUCUGUUUAAUAUUUUUAAAUAUUGUUUUCUCGUAAUAGUUCUAGAACCCCGCAGAGUUACGGUGCUUCUACUAUAUAAUUAUUAAUUUUUUUUUUUCAAUACAUUUUUAUUUUUUUAAAAAAAAAACCUUUUUUACAAAAUCCAAGAUAAAAAAAAAUAAUAAUAAUAAUAUUAUUUCGAAACGGAAUUCGGGUUCAACAAAUACGCGAUAGUGAAUAUUCUUAAAAAAAUCAAAUAAAACUCUCGGAUUCAAUGAAAACAAUUUGUUAAAAAGUCUUAACGAAAAAAAAGAAAACUAUACAAAUAUCGAAGACGACAAAGGGCGUCGGAUCUUCGGGUUACGUCCCGUAUGUCCCGUCCGCCCUCGGAUCGCAGAUCCCGCUUAUUAUCGUACUACAUAAACAUAACCCAUACUGACCGCCGGAUAGUGAGGGAUCGGGGGGGGGGGAUGGAUUAAAACACCGUAAAAUAUGGUAAUUUUUUUCUUUUCGAUAUUUGUUUAGUGCAGUUCCUUCCGGUACUCCCGCGUAAGGAAGUCGUGCACGGGUAUCGUCGGGAAAACCGAUGACGAGAAAUAUCUUUUCGGUCCGCGAGGGAUACGGCGGUAUAGGUAUACGUUUAAUAUUAUGUGCGUCCCCCCCCCCGCCUAUACCGAAACGUCCCAUAACCCAUUAACGCCGCGCCAGAACUCCGUAGCGCAAUAUUUAUCCCGGUCGAAACUUAAAACUUUGCGGCGGUACGCAGUUCUUCUAUUAUCGUGUACGGGCGCGCGAAUUCGCCCCGUCACUUUAGCGGGAAAGUUUUCUCGCGUGCGAGAGCCGCGAUAACUCCGCGCUCGGCCGCCGCCGUCUCUUUUUCUCUACCGCGCGUUUUCUCUUCCCGGGCGCGUUCGAUUUGAGAUCCGACGGAAUCCCGGGCGCGAGACAGACGACGUUGGGGGGGGNGGGGGGGGGGAGGGGAGAGAGAAAGAGCCGUUGGAUGGGGGGGGGCCCGUAUACGCGUUACAAGGUAUACGCCGCGCGUAUUUAAUAAUACCGUCGGUAUGCGGGGAGGUAGGUAAGUGCGCGUGCGUGCGUGCGUGCGUGGCGCGCGCGCCGACCAAAGGCGGUAUAAAGAGAGAAACCCCGUCAUCGCCGCCGGGAGAAAGAAAGACGGCGGAGGGGUGCGCGGGACGGGAGAUAAGAGAGCGAGGAGGGCGGCGGCCGCCGCGAAUAAGAGAGCGAGGCGCGGGAUAGCGGCUCCGGCGCUCGAGACUUUGACACGGAAAUGUCGUCGGAACUUUGCGCGCGUAUAUAGAAAAUUAAAUCGGUGCGGGCGGGCGGCGGCUGCUGCGGCGUUUUCCAUGAUGGCUUCUUCUUAAAACCUACCCGGCGACCCGGCGUCGCGGGGCGCGAGGGUGGAGCUCCGCCGAGUAUCUCGGGCAUUCUUAUUGGCCCGAAGGAUUGGCGCGCGCACGCACAGCCUCAGCCGCCGAGUUUUCCCGCUCCGAGUCGUCCGUGCCGCCCGCUCGCCGCGGAUCUGUACGACCGCGUACGGCGCCGGCGGGCGGGCGCGCUCGUGUUCCGGGCGUUUCGCGCGCGCGUUAAAUUAGAAUUUCCCCCGUCUUUCGGCUCUCUCUCUCUCUCUCUCUCACUCUCUCUCCCCCCCCCCUCUCGUCUUGACGCGGCGCGCCCGCACGUAUACGUAUACAUACGUAUAUAUAUGUAUAUAUAUUUACACACACACACACACACACACACACACACACACAUACACACAUAUAUACACAAUUUAAUAAUGCACGCUAAGACGCGCGGCUCGAAAGUAGACCCGCAGGGAUCCUUUGUUCCUACCGAAUAAUCUCGUAUAAUGUAUACGCACGUAUAUACGUAUAUAUCCACGGGUACCUUAUAUACUUAAUACAAAACCCGAAGACAUAUACACACCCCUGCGCGCGCGCGUAUAUAUAGUUAUAUAUACGUACACGUAUACCUACCCGUCGACGUUCGUCCUCCCCGCGCCCGCGCCGCGCCCGCCCGCCGUCACCGGUCCGGAACCCGGCAUGUCAAAGCCCCCGGCCGCCCCGCGAGUGUACCGCGGCCGCCCGCAACAUCGCGCUGGAAGAAAUCCGAGUCCUCCGCCGCCGCCGCCGCCGUCUAUGCGUCGUGUACACGUAUACGCGUCCCGGUAUAGCCGUGUACGCGUAA
This is a messenger RNA of Cinara cedri, 52950 nucleotides long. The record is from the annotation of a GenBank genome assembly. Lineage: Eukaryota; Metazoa; Arthropoda; Insecta; Hemiptera; Aphididae.